Molecule: messenger RNA, 47536 nt
Organism: Porites lobata
Lineage: Eukaryota; Metazoa; Cnidaria; Anthozoa; Scleractinia; Poritidae
Source: the annotation of a GenBank genome assembly
AUGGAUUGGGGCGAUGAUGAUACUGUUGAAGAAGUGUGUAAUUUUGAUGGGGAUGAUGACUUUGGCAAUGAUAAUGAUAACGAUAAUGAUGAUGAUGAUGAUGAUGAUGAUGAUGGUGAUGAUGACGAUGAUGAUGAUAGCUCUGGUUGUGGUGGCGGUGAUUGACUUACAUUUGUGCUAAAAAUUACCGAGGAAUGUCUCUUACCCAGGUCCUUCUUGAUAGGGAAUCGUAAACGUCUCGAUGGUGACUUAGCAUGUUCUCAAACAAUACAUCAUCCUACAAGUUAAAACAUACUGCUGUUAAACUCCAAAGAAAAAUUAAAAAGCAAUGUGAAAAGAUGUGUCUACUUCCUAAACAGAAAUCAUGGGAUAGCUCAACCCGUGCUCAAGUUUAUACGGUUUUCGCACCGGUUCAACACGAAACUGCAAAGAUAAUUUGCAUCCAUGCCAUUUCUAGACUCCUGCAUACACCUUGCGCUCCAAAAAAAAAAAGACUGGAAGUUGAAGACAUGGCAAUAUAACCUCAUAAUUCGCUGUGAGAAAUUCUAAUUUUAAAGGGAACAAAAAUGUUCCUGUAAAUACAGUCUUUCGAGGACUGGACCAAAAGCUAACUAUGUCUCCAUAAAAAUAGUUUAAAACCACGGUAAUUAUUUACUGAAGUCACUAACCUCUGAUACCACUGGGCAAGAUGACGAUCGAAAUUGUUUUGUCAUAGUGUUACAAGACAACGUAGAGGAAUGUGAGCUACGCAAAUUUCUUUCCUGGGUCUCCAAGGGACUCCAAUGCUUUCUCUCGGAAGCCUGUGAUUCAGAUACAGUCCUUUUAUAAAGAAACCUUCGAAGAAAGGAGGGUUCAUUACCAAAAGAACUCUUUUCAUCUGCUAUCAAGCGUUCAGUGUUUGUUAGAUCUACAUAAGACACAACUGAACCGAACAUUUUAGACGGAACAUUCGGAUCUUCUUCAGAAUCUUUCGGAUUGAAAUCAUUGGAGUCUUCAGAUGGUGUCCUAUCGGGACACAUUUUUACGUCCGUUUGAGUUUUGUUCUUAUUUUCCUUUUCUUUGGAAUUGCCAUGUGACGCCCGCGAUCCUAACUGUAGCGUCUGAUUGAUCAAAGCAAGAUUUUCAUCCCGUCCUUGGAGAGCUUGUUCGUAUGUUGUCAUGUGGAUUCCAAAUCCGGAUGAGACAUCGUUACAUCGCUGAAUAUUAUUCUCUGUGUUUACAAGUGAGUGGUGGGGAAAAAGUUCAUUGUCACUGGAAUGAUAUUCAUGCCCUUUUUCUGGUAUAAAAUCCCCACCCUUGUUUUGAGACUUAAGUUCAUUCAAUUCAUCUGACGAGUGAGAGCCGCUCCGCAUUAAUCCGCCUUCAUAACUUGAUUCUAGCGAGUCUAACAACGUUCUUUCCAGGAAUUCCUCAAACUGGGAAUCAUUCUUAGAUUCCACAUCAGCAUCUUCUUGGCUUCUUGAGCAAAUCUCAGAGUCCUUGUCUAACAGGGGAGAAUCAUUGAUUUUCGGCGAUUCAAAAAUUUCAGUCGGAAAUGAGCGUGAAUAUUUCCAGACCUUACUAAAACUGGGGCUUUUCACUUCUUCUCGACCCAUGUUACCAUUUAGGUCUUCGUAGCAACAAUUUACCGUUUCCUUUUCCGCUAGUUUGUUUUUAGCCUUAAGAACUAUUUCGGCGACAAAUUUUAUUGCAAUAUCUUUGGUCGUCUCCUUGACACAUCUCGAAAACGCCACUUCACAUAUCUUUCCAACAAUCGUACUAGCAAACGUUUGCAGACUACGCGCUCCAUGAGCACCAAAAGGCUCUAUUGAAAAGGAGUCUGAUCCGGACAAGUUUGAUGAACUUUGCCUCUCCAUUUCGAUUGAUCCAAAAUGAUUUAUGGCCCUGCCUCUACUGUUUGAUGUUUCACAUUCUCUGUUUCCAACCUUUGAAGAAUCGUUCUCCUCUGUUGACUUUUUGGACACAUAAAAACCAACAAAGGAGUCACUGGCCGAAACGUCACUGGAAGAGUACCAGUCAGGUUGGUUACUUUGCACGCAUUUAGGAUCUACCCUGUGAGAGCUUUCGCCUUUUUCCCUUUUGCACGAUACCAAAUUUACGUCAUGCUUUCUUCUUUCUUGACAAUUCUUUGUAUGCAGAGGCCUGAUUAAAUUUCUCUCAAAAUCUGGGUUUUGCUCGUCAGUGUUAGACUUCCUCUUGUCUUUUUCUUUGCCCUUUCUUGUCAGAGAACACUUGAUAGGCAUGCUUUUAUCUUGACCUUUUCUCUUUUCUUUUUCGUUAGCACUUGUUUUGCGCAAGAACUGUGGACGAGACAGCACAGGUGUAGCUAAAAUGCCCGCUUUGGAGACCUGGGACUGAGCCUGGAUACCAAGUAGAUUCGACCGUUCUCGACAUUCUUGUGUACUAUUUUCCGUAUCAGAACAGUACCCUGUUGAAAAAACAAAACAAAACAACAAUAACAACACCAACAAAAAACAUUACCUCUUUGUCGUUUCAACGGUUAAUUCGAAAUGCAAUUACAAAAUACGUUCCACACUUUUUUUCUACAUUCUUUAUAUGCCAUUUUCCAAGAGCUGAUUACUGUGUGCUAUUAAUCGGUGUGAAUUAAUUAUAUUUCUAUGGAGUGAUUGUUAACCCUUAUAUAAGCUAUAUAGGUAUGAGCCGCCCCAUUGGGUAGGGUUUUUGCGCCGUUUUGGUAUAAAACGAGUAUACACUUUGCCUAUUUUGGUCUGGAAUCGGGUAUGGUUUUCGAGGGAACUAAAGGAGUGUAUGAACGUUUUUUAUAGUUUCCCAUCCAAAGGAGUAAGAAAGAAAGAGUAAUAUGCGAACUCGAAUUUUUUUUGUUUGUUAAUUUUUUCUUUAUUUUUUUUGCACAAGCACCACUUCAUCUAUACCAAUAAACUACUACUACAGGUACACAAAAUACACUCCCUACUAUGCAUAAAUAAUGACUGAUACAAAGACUGUUUAGGUACAAUUACUACUACAAAAUAGGAUGGCUUCGAGGAAUUUUUUUUGUUUGCGCUCUAAUCUAAGUAAUGACAACAUAAUUUCUACCUAAAGGAUAGGCCUGAAAAACGCGGUAUGGAUUUUAGAGGUCUGGUCUGAAAACGGGUGAGGAAAAUUACAUUAUUUGGUCUGAAAUAGGGUCAGGAUUUGGCACACCCACACCAAGAAUUACCAGGAGUACCCUCCGGGUGUUAACAAACUCAUGUUGUUAAUUUGGUAAUACACACGACUCCCGAUAAUUUUAACCUUCAAGGGAAAUAGAAAAAUUUCGUGUUACCGGGAGUUCGAGUUAUCGACGGUAAAAUUAUAUAGAAAACGAUCUGAAGGGAAAUGAAAAUUGCUUCGAGCUCGAGUUAGCGAGAGGUUCGAGUUAUAGAGGGUUCGAGUUGCCGUGAGUCGAUUUUAUAUACCUCGUGAAGUUUGUAGUCCUCUUGAUAAGUUAAUCCUGGUUUCUUCUUUCCUGGAAAAAAAUUUAAGAAGAAUCUUGGGAUGAGAGAGAUGUAUUGACUUUUCACCCGGUCACACAGUAUUGGGGUUAAAUAUUUCACAUCAUUUGUAUACCUGACCGUGUCCGUUAGAAUAUUUGCAAGUACUAUGACACCCUAGCAAGUACCCUCUCUGACUAAGAAAGCCAGCAAAAACAUGAGGUACACCAGAAAAGCGGAGAUCCUGGCAACAAACCUUUUCAUUGUUUUUCCAGGCCGUAUGCAGCUCAACCAAUUGGCACCUAAUUCGUUUUUCUCUUCAUCCUUCAUGUCUUUAAUUUUUUUCAAGUUGAUAAGCUUCAGGGUCUUCGGCAAAACUUGGUCUUUGAGAAAGUCCAACAGCUCUUUACACUGUUUAGCGGGACGACCAUUCCUCACGCUUACAUUUAGCGUAGCCAGGGCGGGUCCGUGAGGUUUAUGGUACUUUUUGCACAUCUCUCGAAUUUGUAAGUUGAGCUGGAGCCCAUCUCCGUCAUUUUCGUCUCCAGCCUGGUUAACGUGAGAGUUAAUAAUAAUAAUAAUCAAUAAUAAUAAUAAUAAUAAUAAUAAUAAUGAUGAUGAUGAAUAAUGAUAACUAGUAAUAAUGAUAAUAACGGGUAAUAACCCGAGGUUGCGAAGUGCGGGCGACAACGAUCGCAGGUCAAAGCGCUUUUGGUCCAUCGCUGUGCUUUGCGUAAGUUUCACGUGAGAGAUAGUCAAAACACGCGUGACCAGAUUACGCGUGAUAAUAGGUCCAAACGCGCGUGAUCAAAUUGCGCUAUGUGCGUUCCAUUCAUUCUUGGUGGAAGUCCAAACAAAUACAUGAGACGCAUGCGUAAUAACAACCUAGAGAUUAGGAUUGCGGGCUCCUCCUGUCGCCCGUAAUAAUUAUAAUUGGUGAAAAGGAGAAUGAGUUCAAGAGUAUUAGGAGCUUAAAAGAGAAACUGCAAGGAUGUGGGACAUGAGAACUGUGCAGGUGAUACCGAUUGUUGUAGGAUCAUUGGAAAGUGUGACAAAGAACUUGGAUAAGUGGCUGGAAAAGUUGGACAAAAGAAUUAGUAUUUCAUUGUUUUUAAACUACGCUACUAGAAACAGCAAGGAUUUUAAGAAAAGUUUUGGAGUUACAUGGGAAAGGAGGUGAACUCUAAGGGGCCUUUGGUCAUGGGUUAUGACUCGCUUCCUUAGCAAGUUAAUCGGUAUGAGAUAAGCCAAUGUACAAAGCAAGAAAUAAUAAUAAUAAUAAUAAUAAUAAUAGUAAUAAUAAUAAUAAACUCAUGGAUUUACGUUUAUCUUUUUUGUAUGAACGUUCGGAUGACACUACUAAGAAAACUGGGCUGUGUUAGUAAAAAAAAAACGAAAUUUAACGGACGACUUAUGAAAUCAGUAUUGAACAAAAGUGAACCGCGUAUUGAAUAUUCAUAUCAAUUCAGCAUUUAGCAAUUAACUUACAAGACAAGUCGAAUUGAAAUGACGCUAAAUUCAGUUUGAGAUUUUAUAUUAAAUGAAAUAAGGCAGGUACUAUUUAGUGCUCUGCAUAAGGAUAUUCGUCCCGUUUGGGCUAAUGAACUGAAGAAAAAAAUUCCCUCCUCUUUGGCCGCCACAACAAGGUUCUCAACGGGAGAGAAAUACUUGACGCCAAUUUCAUUUGAAUGAAUAACAUGAAAAUGUACAAAGUAAGAUGUAAAUCUUAUAUCUUGCGAACCUUUAACGCCAGUCUAAUCCUACCAAUUUCGUUUUUUUUCCUCUUUCAAGCAACAGCAAAGGGAAUUUUUUUUGUCCUUUUUACAGUGUCUACAGGUUGCAUGUAAAGACGAUUUCAAAAUUAAAAUGUAUGUAGCAAAAUAUUUACGAAUCUUUUAGUGUAUUUCACGGAAAAAGCAUAGAUUAGAAUAACGUCUUCGGCGCCUUGCGAAGGCUCGCUUCGACUUGCUACCUGGAAAUUAUUUAGUACAGACCUCGAUUUGGGCAUCACAGCUAAAUUUCUUGCCUAUAAGAGAAAUUGCUGGCAUUUUGGUUUCGUUAUCUGAUUCCCCUUUCGUCUUCUCCGCCGAAGCCAAGCAACAAACAAAUUUUCUAAGCUUCGUUUCCGACAAUAGCAGGUGAACUCUGUAGGCGCUAAAUACAUUAGCAUAAAUUAUUUAUAAUUUUUGACACGUUGUCAGACGCCUAAACCGCUUUUUCCUAUUGGAAGAAAUCAAGGCGAGUUGGUCUUUAGCUGAUAAAAACAUUACCAAUUUUUAUCUGUAAAUCUGCUAAAUGUGUUUCACACAUUAAAUUUUCACCAUUGAAGGAUCUGCUCUAUUCAUAAACAAUAAUGGGUUAAGGAGUGCAGCUGAGUUCAGAAUUGACUGACGAGAGCUAACGUAUUCAUAGAGCAACAGGUUUCGCUAUCGCUAUCACUAAAACGAAAUCCUUUGUCAACAAAACCUUUGAAAAUAUUAUAUCCCUAACCAGAAGGGCUUGGCAUCUUAUUUUAUAGACAAUAUUUUCUCUCGCUCUCUUUUUGUUGCUUUUUUUAAUUCGAGUUUCUUCUACGGGAGGAAUUAGUGGUCACAAAAAAUAAAAGUACAGGAAUGAUAUCAAAUCUUACUUUCAUCGGCUGCUGACAAGCUAAUUAUUGGUUUGUUCCAUUGAUGAGAUGUACUGUGUUUUCGUCAAUGACUGGUUAUAUGAAAUAUUUAAGUUACUACUUUAGACGCCACGAAGUGAAACGUUAUGAUUAUAUUAUUACUUUUCAGAGCGUUACGUUUCUUUCCUUCGCCUGACACUUUGAUGCUUUCUUCAUUGUUAUUUAAAUCUUCCUUUCUCAUAGUUCUAUGCAAAAUUCAUGAAGGUAGCUGGACAGCUAUAUUUGUCGUAAUUUGUUUUUCAGUCUGUUUAUGUGACCGCUAUUCGAUUAGACAAGAUUGAAGAAGCUUUUAUUAAUUUACAUACACGAAACUUAUUACAAUGGAACCUCGAUGUAACGAAGGACCUAGGGACUGGCAAAACGAGGUUUCAUUAAAUCGAGGCUCUUUUUCACAUGUUUUACUUCUACUGGGGUAAAAAACAUCGUUCGUUAUACCGAGGACUUCGUUAUAUAGAGGUCCGUUAUUUUGAGGUUCUGCUGCAUAUGUCAGGUUUGCUAGGCGACUCUAACUUUGUCAAUUUGGGUAAAACUGUUGUGUUUCACUCAUUUAUGAUAUAAAUGUACAGAAAAUAAUCGUCUCGACAUAACAAUUUCCUUUAAAUAACGAGACAAUUGACAUUGUUGGAUUAGGUAGAAAAAAUCGGUAGGUGGAAUGCAAAAACACUUAAUCUUAAAGUUGGUAAUCCUCUCCCCUUUCAGCACCUGUAAUUUUACCAAAAUAAAUAAAUAGUAAUAAAUAAUAAUAAUAAUAAUAAUAAUAAUAAUAAUAAUAGGGCUCAAACAACAGAUUUUAGAACUGGUUUUUAAUACUAGCAAUUUUUUUAUUGUUGUGCAGUCAUCUCAUCUGACUCUUUCUUCCAUACAAGCCUUCGGAAAUACAAAGGCUGUCCAUGAAAGGUUCCCCUUUGUUCUUUCAAAACUCUUUCCACCUCCCUUUUAUCAGAAAAUCUGACAAUACAAAUCAACUUUCUAUCAACUAACACUCGAUGCUGGUUCAAGAAUACUCCAUUUGGAACAACUCCAAAAGUUUUUUCAAAGUACUCUUGCACAGCCAUAGGCCGUGUUGCUAAUGGCAGACCCUCAACAGACAGUUUCAGCUCUCGGAGCCUUGCUGAUGCAAGAUUGCUUGGAUCAUGAUAUCUUGAUACUUUGACCUCCGAUCCAUUAAUGAUAUGAAACUUGUUUUCUAAAAUGCCAUCAACUAUGGCUUCAUGUGGAAAACGAACAAAAGCCACAUUGGCAUCUUUGUCAAAACUGUAAGACGCAUUGCCACCAUGUACAAUGAAGUCAACACACUCAACAUCACCAAACUUUUCAAAGUAAUCUCUUAAGUUUUCCACAUUUAAAUCAUCAGGAACUGACGUUAUGGAGAUACAUUUGGUUUUUCCUGAGAAUUCCUUGGGUUUACGUGGGAACUCCAUAACUUGGGCAUCAAUGUCUUGGUUAGCGAUCUUUUGGGUUGGUUGUUCAAGUGCUUUCUUCACUGCAGAUAAUGACCUAAACAUCACGUAGUAGCUGCAAACAUUUUCAUCUUUUGGAUCCUUGUGAGCUAAGAACACUUUAUUGACUUCUCCAAAUUGAGAAAAGUGAUCUUCAAUCUCCUUUCUGCAAACGUUCUUUGAUAUCUUGUUCACAAGCACGGUCAAUUCUUUCUUUUGACGUUCAGCUGGCUUCGCCAUUUUCAAUGGAAUGUCUACCGUGACGUUAUGACCAUCGAUAAUGUGGGAAUCUGCUCUUGCAAGAACUUUCUGAGCACUUUUGGCAUCGCGGAACGUCACAAAGGCGAACCCUCGAGGGAAAUUAGUAAGCUUAUGGCGAAAGUAUUCCAGUUUCUCAAUCUCACCAUACUGCGAGAAAUAUUUAAAAACUGUAUCCUCAGUAGUGUAAUCUUUACCCUUCAGAAGAUUUCCAACAUGUAGUCUCCGGAUACUUGUGUCAACUGUUCUCAGAUCUCUCUUUUCUUCAUGUUCAGUAGAUUGUACUUCACUCAAGUCUGCUGACGUUGAUGAGACAUUCCUCACUUUGAGAGAUCGUAAAAGUGGAAGAAACGAUGGGCCAGUGCGGCAGAAUACAGAAUUUGCGGAUGUUGAUCGAAGGAGGAACAGCGCCAUGUUGGAUUCUUGAGAGUAUCCUUAAGUACGAAAUGAAUCAUGGGAAGCACUUUCGUCGUGCCAGUACUCCUUUUUAGCCGCGGUCUCGCGGGAAUCGAGAAAAGCACUCGAGACUCGUGAACACCUUAUAAACAGCCAAUCUCGACCCCCAGGCGAGUGGCAAAAGAUGCCACAAUCAAUCUCGACCCAGAGCUCUUCUGCGCAUGUAGAGGAGAGAGAUCUCACGCGCACAUUCCCAAACCCCUAAGCAUUGGGGAUGAGAAUGAUGCCAUGAUGCCACACACCAUCUGCUUGACCCUAGUGCCAUCAUGUGCGGAAGAGCUCUGGGGACGAGACUGGUAAACAGCCAAAACUGGGAAAAAACGAUGCAAAUGAAUCAAAUGACCACUGACGAUCAUGGUCUAGCCUUCCACGCAAACUUCUUCAGGGCCAUCAUACCGCAGCUCUCCUUCCAAUAAAGAACUGCCCUGAGCUGGUGUAAGAGCCAAGACAAGGGCCCAUCUGGGAAAAGCUAUGUAAAAGGCGGAUGACUAAAUUUAAAGUCUGAUAUCAAUUACAGCUAGUGCAGGUUUUUUCGUUUUGUUGGCUAGUUUUGCCAUUUAGAGAAAGGAAUCAGUUAAAAAGGUAUAAUAAACUGUACUUUAUUUAGAGAUCUUUAACACAGAAAACAACAUCCAUUUCAAAAUCUCAGCCUGGGCUUUAUUCCUAAAAUAUUCUUAAUUUUUCGAAAAUUUCAGUCUCGAUAUUCUUAUACAAUCAAAAAGACUGUAGCCUGCAAGCAUUUUUUUCCCACCCCCUCUGGCCAUGACUUACUCGCAGAAUAACUAUCUGGCCCCAGUUUUUCAAAAGCUGGAUAACGCUAUCCAUUGGAUCAAUCACUAUCCCGUGGAUAAGCAUAAGGGCAAUCAAUUGCACUAUCCAGUAGAUGCGAACUUUCCGUAUAAACGGCACAUUUCGUCUAAAAUAAGACGCGGCUUAGCUAAGACGCGUCUUAUUAGAUAAGACAUGCUCGUAUAAAUGGUACAGUUCGCGUCUCAUUUAAGACACGUCUUGUGUAAGACGCGUCUUAUUUUUCCUCGUAUAAAUGGCCCUAAUAUUGCUGUUGUCAAUGUGCCAUUAAUAUUGCGUGAAACAUUGGACAGAGAUUUAUCCGGUGGUAGUGUUAUCCAGCUUUUGUAUGGCUUGAUGAUUGAUUCCAUGUGAUACAGAGAAUGCUUGGCUUUUUAAACAAAUGGCUGCUUCAUUCAUCAGAUAUCUUAGGGGGAGGAAAAUCAGACAAGCCAUAAAAACAUAAAUUCUCUGUCUCUGUUGGAGGUUAAGUACAUGUGGACCGUGAACUUAAUCUGAAAUGCAUUGUUCCUUGUAUCAUUUGAGAUAUUAACAGCUUUUAUGACAGAUUAUGAUUGUUGUUUACCUCUACUGUUUGUAAGCCAAUUUUUUCUACAAAGAACAGAGUCCAGUGAAAAUUGUCAAACACAAUGGGGGAAAAAGUCAUGUUCACCAUGCUCACAUUUACAUCAAAGUCAAGUUUAUUUGUCUUAGUAUAUCUUAAAAAAACUCUAUUCAAACUUUGCUUCAUAGCCUGUAAAUAAGAAAAUACAUUUGCUACAAAGAGAGAGGGAAAAGGCUGUUCAGAGCUAUCUGUUUGGUUAAAAUAAUUAAUAUUUGAAGUUUUACUGAUGACAGCCAAAGGAUUAGCAAUAGAUUAUCAAAAUAAUGAUUUAUCAACACAUAACUGGAUGAGUUAUUAGCCUGCAUCACAGACAAAACUUAACUCUGGUUAAGUCCAUCUACUAAACAAGCAUUGGAAUCCUUGUUCAGGGCCCCUUCCUGUCUACCAGGAUUUGAACACACAUCAUGACUGACCUGUUAGAAAAGCCAUUGUCAGUUUGCCAAUCAGGAUGAAAGGAAAUUCAAAACACAAAUUCAUUAAGUCUCUGGGGGACCCACAACAAGGAUCACAAUGCUGCUUUGUAGAUGUUCCUAAGCAAGGUUAAAUUAUGUCUGCAAUACAGGCUAGUUGCUUAUCUCUUUAGUUCAUUUAAUUAAUUUUUAAUUCCCUACUACAUCAGAGUUUUUUCUUGAAUUUCUCCAAACAAGUCGACGGAAAUGCAAUGUAGUUCCUUCAAAUGUGACCUUUGGUUCUCGUAGAACCAUGUCUACCUCGUUUUGCUCUGAAAACCUAACAAUGCAAGGAGUCUGGUUAUUUCUAAGUACUUGACGCCUGUCAAAAAAUACUCCAAUUGGCACAAUGUCAAAAGCUUUUUUAAGGUAGUGCCUUAUAAGAGCUACACCUGUUGAUAAUGGAAGGCCUUCCACUGACAGUUUCAAAUGCCGGAGCUUAUCUGGGAGGUCAACAGCUUGGUCUCUAUGUUUUGCAACAUUUACAUCUAAUCCGUUAAUGACAUGAUAACUCUUUUGUGUUAUUUCUUCUACUACAGCUGCAGAAGAGAAACGAAUAAAGGCCACAUUGCGUUUGCCCUCUUCACCAGACAUGAGUGGGAUAUUGACAAGUAAUUCCACCCACUCUACAUCCCCAAAUGCCAGGAAGUGAUCUCUCAAAUUUUCAACAGUAAUCUGGUCUGGUACUGACGUUAGGACCAGCUUUUUGGUUUUUCCAAUGAUAUGGCUUGACUGUGGAAAUUCCAUCACUUCCGAUUCAGUUCUUUGCUCCCCGAUUCUUUGUAGUGGUAGUUGUAAGGCUUCAUGCACACCUGAUAACGAUGCAAACAUGACAUAGUAGCUGCUUAGAUUUUCAUCUGCUGGAUCAUGCUGAGCCAAAAACACCUUGUUUACUAUACCAAACUGAGAAAAGUGAUCUUCGAUUGCUUGUUUGCUUGUACUUCUUAAAACUUUUUUCACAAGAACAGUAAGAUUUCUUUUUCCUUGAAUAGCCAUAGUUUGAUUUCUUAAAGGAGCCACCUUGAGAGUCUGACCAUCAAUUAUAUGAGGCUCUUCGACUGCCAGGACUUUCUGAGCAACAUGUACAUCGCGAAAUGUCACGAACCCAAAUCCUCGACCGGACGGAUUGCGAGGAGAUUUAGUAGGAAAUUCCAUGAGCUCAACUUCACCAAAAGUCGAAAAGUAUUUGAAUAACUCGUCCUUUGCGAUUUGACGAUUCUCUUUGGUAGUCUGUCCUUUAAAGAGAUUGCCAACGUAAAUUUUUCUUAGGUUGAUAUUGUAAUUUGAAGAAGGUGAACGAGCGCUUGGUAAGCCACGUGGUGCACCUUCUUCGAGUUCACGAGCUUUAACCGACGUCGACAAGACUCUCUCUUGACCCGCAUGCAAUAAAGAAUACCGAUGAAGACUGAUUGAAGGAAAAAAAUGUUUGGAUACACUGAAGACUCUAUUUGUGAGGGCAUUUCUCCAACACAGCUGAUGCAAGAAGACCGCCAUUUUGGAUAUUUACCUUCCAAAUGAAGAAUCAUGGGAAAUAUUUUGCAACGGCGGGGAGGACUGGGAAAUAACACUUUUAUCAAGAUGGUGGCUUACACAUGACAUCACAAAAUUCCUCGAAACUAUUUGCAUGUCUCUUGACGAAUUCUUUCUCUGUCAAGACUUAGUGUUGUUUUUCAACAGGAAAAGGGAUUUAUGGAUUGAUUUAGUUGUUAAAGUCGCUUGAUGCAGCUGCAUAUUCUAUAAGUAUCUUGAAUCAACAAUCUUCUCACGGCAUGGAUGUUGCUAAUUUCCUGUCUGCUGUUUUUCCGUCGAAGGAAGACGAAAAUAUUGCGACUCCAAGGUAACAAAAAUCCGUGUUAUCCUCAGUAAGACCUAGUUAAAUGUUUUAAAUGCUUUUCCAUUGGUAAAAGAUGGAGCAUUCGUCAAAAAGGCACAUUCUUUAAAGCACAAAUAAGGUCAAUUUUGGAUGGGUCAAAAAUAUGAUGACGGCGAUGGCUAGCUUGAGACCACACCCUCUCCACAUUAUCUCUAUGUCUUUUUAAAAUUUUUUCCUAUCUCUUCUCUCCUCUUAAAAAAAGGAAAAGAAAAGAGAAAGAGAAAAGCACGUAAAUGCAGGAUGGCUAGAUUGCAGAAGCCCUUGCAGUCCUCCAGUCGUCCAAUUUGCAUAGUAAAUUCUGACGUUGACAAGGGGAGUGCUGGACUGUGGGAGCACUAGUAUACCUUGUUCUAUAAGCACACUAGUUACUGGACAUCGACUACAGGAGUAUGGGACUGUGAGAGCACUAGUUGUGUACCCACUUGAUAUUCACUUUUCUGCAACUGCGGGAGAAGCACUUGUUUUACUUACUUUAAUAGAUCGAAGUAUUCAGCAUAAUAGAACACGACUGCAGGACUGUGGAAGCGGGUUUUCAAGUAAGACAUUUAGUGAGCUGGAUAUUCUGAAAUUGCUCCUUCAGGAUAUGAUGAUGAUGAUGGUGAUAAUGAUGAUUAUGUUUAUUUAUUAAUUUUAAUGUUUUUAUUUAUUUAUAUUUUUUUUCAUUAUUUGUAAUGGUCUGGUUAUGAUUUUUGUCACCCUUGCAGAAGGUUAUUGGAGUAUGGCACCCUUCAAGAUCACAUUGAUGAGAUUCUAGCCCAAUAUGACGAGGAACCAAAACCAGGUAUGCUUCUCUCUGUGAUUAACAAUAAAUUAUUGGAGUACAUGAUCUUGAAGGGUAAAACCUGGGCUGUCAUUAAGGGCCGGAGGCCGCAGAUUUACCCCAGCAACUAUGAGCACGAUCCCCAGCUACUUUUAUAGGAAUUAAAGGAAAAAUGGGACUGAAAGAACUUCCUUCAGUCUGUAGCCUGUUGAAUAAUAAUAUUGAAUAAACCAUCAACUUGAAAUCUUAGCUUCUCAUUUUAUAUAAAGAAAUUCGAUCCAGGCCCUAAUGGAAAGAGUGAAUGAAUGUGGAAUGACCCUUCUAUUAAAUCCUUUAGUUUGAAAUGUCAGACCGCUGCAAAAAUGAAAAGAUGGUAAAUUUUAAGCUUGGUAAAUGAAUAUGUGAUUCAAAGAUGUGAUAAUCAGAAUGCUGGGUAGAGAACAUGAUGUAACUUUUUUUUAACAGUACUGUACACAGGCUACAGCCAUUGUAAAGUCUGUCUUAAUUUAUUGGUAUUGAGACAUUGCUGGUUUACUUGAAAUAUUUGCUCCAAAAAAUAUUUAAAUUUACCUAGUAGUAACCAAAGGUUAGGAAGUGCUGGGAUUAAUCAAAGGUCAAAAGGCUCUUGCUCCAGUGCUCUACUGUUUUUAAGUUUCAUGUUAUAGGAGGCCAAAAUGCACAUGAUCAGGUAAUGACCUAUAGAAGGUCCAAACAAGUGUGAUCAGAUUGCCUUCUGUGCAUUCCAUUUAUUCUAAGUGGAAGUCCAAACAAAAUUUGGCAACGUACGUGUCACGCAUACACAAUGGCUGCCUGGAAAUUAACUGUGAUUUCUUUUCCUCCCAUUCAAAGAGCUUGAUGCUGAGGAAAGAGCAUUAACUGAUGGUAGAAUUGGACCAGGUAAUGUGGGGAUUGACAGAGCAAGUCUUUGUGGGUCAAUGACUAUCAAAGAUGGAAUGGAGGUAUGGCAGACAUUUAUUUGUAAAUAUGUUUUACUGAAAAGCCCAGUAGUUAAUUACAAGGAUACUCUAAAGUGUAACCCUGAUCAACUUUUAACAAAACUAUACUGCUGUUUAGAUUGAAAGCAAAGGCAACUUCAGCAGUGUAAGGGCCAAUGCCUGUGUUUGCAAAGGUAGGUGCUAGUAUAUGCUAUGGAAUAUAUUUUCACUUAAUGAUCGCCAAAGGGAAUAGGUUCUAAUUCUCUCAACUAAUUCCAUAAAAAAAUGUAUGGAGAUCAGUUGGGAGAAUUUGUAUGCAUAUAUUGGGGUUAAUUUUUGACCAGUUGACUGCUGUUUUCUUUGAAGGAAAAUGGAUGUAUGAGAUUCUUUUGGGUUCUAAAGGAAUCAUGCAACUGGGAUGGGCAACUUUACUAUGCAAAUUCACCAAUGAGGUUUGCGAAAAGUCAGUUUUCUAUCCUUUUAGUCUCUUGAUAAUAUCCCAUGAUGCAAUUAUUCAUGCUCAAGUCAAUGUUUAAUUUCUUACCAAAGGAAGGUGUUGGUGACACUCCUGACUCUUUUGCUUAUGAUGGCCAUCGUGUUAGGAAAUGGAAUGUGACAACUGGAAAAUAUGGAGAGGUAUGAUCAGGCAGCUGUUGAUGCAUUCCCCAAUAAAUUUGCACUUAGGCAAGAGGUAUGCCCAGGACUAUUGCUAAUCCCCCUGGAUAAAAUGCUAGUCCAUUGCAGGGUUACCUCCCAGCAGUAUGUCGCUGGCACCCACAAAGUGGAGAAAAUUUCCUUGUCUAAGGAAACAGGGCGAUGGUAGGGGCUUGAACCCUGGACCUUAAGAUCCUGAGUUUAAGGUGUUAACCGCUCGGUCACACACACCUACACAAAUAACCAGAAAAGUCGGUAAUAGAAGCUAAAAAUCUAGAGCACUCUAGGUCUUCAGUGCAAGAAUGCAGACAACAGGGAUCAAACUUUUUCAUAUGAAAUGAAUCCUUGUGUCCAUGAUGACAAUGAAAACUGGCUAUUUUUCUUCACAGGAGUGGAUGGCUGGUGAUGUCAUAGGAUGUUGUAUUGACCUAGAUGAAGGCACAAUAUCUUACAGUAGGUCAGUGUCCCCAGAUUCUAAAAGGAAUAUUUAUGAUUUUCCUACCCACAAAAAUCAUUUUUAUUGUUUGUGUUAUCUUUGUCUUAAUAAGUGUUUAGUUUAUUGUCAGUUAGUCUCAUUCUCAACCUUGCCAUACCGUCACUAUUACUCCCAUCUUAACUGUCUUGAUCAUCAUCAUCAUCUUUAGUAGUAGCAUCAGCAUCAAUUUAUCAUCAGCCUUAUUAUUAUCAUUAUCAUCAGCAUUAUUAUCAUUAUAUGGUCAUUGUCUUUUUCAACACCACUACCAACACUACUAUUGUUAUCAUCAUCUCCAUCACAAUCAUCGCCAUCCUUCUUCUCCUUCUCCUCCUCCUCCUCAUCAUCAUCAUCAUCAUCAUCAUCAUCAUCAUCAAUAGUUUUAUUCUCAGUUUUUAGUCACUGAUUUCUUGGAAUUUGAAUCCAUUCUUUUCUUUGUUAUUUAUAGGAAUGGACAUUUCUUGGGUGUUGCUUUUGAUAAUGUUCAGUAUGGACCAGGACUUGCUUAUUUUCCUGCAGCCAGCUUAUCCUAUGGAGAGUCAUGUCAGAUGAAUUUCGGAGCAUCUCCAUUCAAGUAUAGUUUUUAUUGUUUGUUAAUUUUUAUUCUGAUAAUAGUUUAAUUAUGUAUAUCUAAUUUGAGAUGUGAUGUAUGUUUUACAGUCAAACCAGGUCAAGCGUUCCCGUCGCUAGCAAACUAAUGAAUUCAUUAAUGGAAAAAUGAUUUCGUUUGUUUAUUCAAUAAUCCAUUCAUAAAAAUGAAUAAUCUAACAGUCAAAUUGGACCUCGAUUCAGUAAUUAAAUUUUGAUUUGGUUUAUGAACAAAAUAUACCUGUUCUUUAUUCUUGUCUGUUGAGUUCAAUCAUAUUUGCUUCCCUUUUCCUGCCGUUUACGAUUGUGUUUUUAAUUGCCUUUAAUCAAAAGAACAGCUAGAAUAGACAGACCGCAAAUGCAAAAAAACUGACAAAGGCCGAGGAUCGAAAUCCACCAAUCACCGUACAUACACUGGCCUCAGUUUGACUAUGGUGUUUUCUAAGAGGUCAGGUCCGUUGCAAACAGUUUGUUUGGGCUUGAACUUCAGAACUGGCCCGCACUCGACUCGAAGAAAAAAAAGUGUAGUUUUUAAAAAAACGGUAAUCGAAUCAACAUUCGAUUAUGGAAUCGAGGCUAAAUAUGAAUAUGGACCAUUCAUUUUAUGAAUGGAUUAUUGAAUCAACAAACGAAAUCAUUUUUCCGUCAAUGAAUUUAUUAGUUCGUUAGCGACGGGAACGCUUCACCUGGUUUGACUGUAAUGGAUGCCUAGCAAAUUAAUAGUCUAAAUGACUUCUUAUGGAGAAGUUGCCUUGUGAUUGCUUUCAAAACUAGGGCAGGAUUGGACUCUAAGGUUCUUCUUUUGUACACUCUUUCAGUAAUAACCACACUAAUUUCCUUACAAGUUCAUAAUUUCGACGAGAAGAUUGCCAUACUUGGGAAAUUCACACAAUGAUAAAAUACAGGAUUUAUAUGCAGUGCUCGACCAAUCAGCGUGUGAGAAAUCACUCAGUAUAUUGUAAAGAAAAAUAGACAAAAAAUUUUUAUAUGGUAGUUUUUCUAAAUUUAUGUCUUAACCACUUUAGAUUUCCUGUUGAAGGUUACAAACCUCUUCAAGAUCCUCCAACAUCCGAUGUUGCCAAAGCAACAGAACUCAUUUCAUGCUUGGAGAGGCUACUUCCUGCUGUAAGUAAGCUUUGUUUUUCUUGUUAGAGAUGAUAUACAGAUUUCUUGACCAUCUUCGGUCCUGUCAUCAAUCCCUUCCUUGCCAAGCUUGCUUGUGACUGCUAGGAGAACUUUGAUCCUGGUCUCCCUUUGUUGGAAAUGAAUAGGGCACCUUCAUCAGGGUUGUCAUUAAGAAUUCUAGUGGCAGGAGAAAGGUGUAACGUUACAGGAGAAUAUUUUGAAAGAGGCUCCACAUCUGAAUUUAUAAUAGUCAUAGGCUGCCAAAUGUUUGCUGGAGAAUCAUGUGUAAUAAAUGGAGAAUUGUUGGAUCUCCGAUGCCUAAUGAAUAUGGCCCGCCUCAAAGGAAACAUCGCUCGAGCUAGUAACCAUCCCCAGGCCUGCUGCCAUUAAAGCUGAUAAAUUAUUGUUUUAAAAUUUUUAGCCAGAGAGAAUCCCUUGGUUGCCAGCCUCUCUUCAUGGCCGAUCUGACACGCUGACUCUUCUCACCACUGCACAUGUCUUUGAAAAACUGGGACCUCUGCUAGUAAGAAAUUUUAUGCUUUUCGGGAAUGAGUCACAGUAUUAGAAUGCAUGGGUACACAGAAUAUUUCUUCCCUUGAGUAGACAUGACUUGCAAGAUGAAGAGAGAGUACUCUCUUCCAUGAAACUAAGGAAUUUGGCAACAGGGUUCGUGGUUUAAAGUUUUAGAUUGUUAGAAUUUUGUUUUCAUUAAAUCAUAAUUUCAGAUUAACGUAUUUUAAAUAAAUUAUUUUAUCAUAGUUAAUUCAUAAUCUUAGCAAUGAGUAAUUCAAUAAUUCAAACUUUUAAACUUAUUUUUGUAUUUUAGUUUCUGCCUUAAUUAACCCGUGGGAUAUCUGUAAACAAGUCGUAUGGCUAAGCAUAUUUCACCACAUAAAAUAAAGUGUCUAUGUUGUUGUCUGUGUCUAUGUCUAUGAAGAGACAUGACCCAUGGUGUGAAGAUAAAUAAUCAUGUCUCCUCGUAGCAAUCACUUUGGUUUUUAGGAGACUGUAUUAAGUAAAGUUCUCUGCUGUUUUGUUUUUCAAGACUGGAGGAUAUGUUGUGGAAGAAGUUCUUUUGCCCUUCUUACUUAAGUCCUGCUCAGAAACCAGUCCUUUGGAGCAUCAACCUGGUGUUGAGAAAGUGUUAGAUUUAAUGUGGGUCUGUAUGGAGGUGAGCUAAUCUACUUGCUGAAUGUUUUAUCCCUUUUUACUUCUGAACAUCAGGGGUCCCGUCAAAAAAAGUUCCGUCCGGUUAUCCGGGAUGAGUAAAUUUUCUUGCUGGGCAAGUAACUUUUAAAGCUUACUUACCUGAACAGGUUUUACAAUAUUGUGUUGUUUUUUCUUUUGGUAGGAUUUUGAACUCGAACCUUGUUUGGGUCAUUUACUGAAUGUGCUUAUCAAAUACUAUUGGUUUAAGCCAGUAACAAUGGAUUUCAGAUCUCAGGUAAGAUAAGGACAUUCUCUUCUAUGUUAGGACUUCUGCUUUUGAGAGAAAGGCUGUUUAAGACAGUAACAGUGGAUUUCAGGUCUUUGAUAAGAUUGCUUGUUUAACUCAUCAUAGUAAGUUAAGAGUUACUGUCACUGAAAGAAAGACCAUUAAAUUAACGCUUUUUACAAUGUUUUUUCAAUUACUUUAUAAAAAAAUAUAUAUGAUUAGAGUGGAACCUCAACAUGACAGAUGACUAAGGGACUGGCAAAAUGUUUGCUUAAUUAAUUGCAGUUUUGUUGUAUCAAUGUUCUUUGCUAUAUACAGUGUAUUUUAGUAUUUCUUUGGCGAAGAAUAUUGUCCCUUAUACAGAGGACUUCCUUAUACUGUAUAAAUGUUUAGGGGUUUAUACAAUCAGUCUUGAUGACGCAAAUUCCCUUACAAGUCCUCUAUAUUACCAUAAUAACUGUAUCGGAUUUCAAAUGAAGGUAUGAUAAUCGCAGUGGUAAUUGCAAUUUAAGCAAUUGCAAAUUAACCCAAAAGAUAUUUUUCGGGACUUCAACUGGAUUCAAACCCAUGGCCUGUGCAUUAGCACUGGAGUGCUCCACAAAUUGAGCUAUGAAGACCCAUACAUUAAUUGGGAGCAAACUAAUUUGUUGAGUUCAUCUUAACCAGUGAGUGGAAUGAAACAUUGACGAUGAUUUGAACUGCAGAUUUGUUAUGAAAAGACCCAGGUUAUGUUUAAAGUGUCUUAUUUUUUCUAGGUCCACUGUCUUUCCUUGGCUCUUGCUAUACUCAAACAUGAAAGAACGCGGAGAAUGUGGAUUACUUGUAAAACAUAUCCUUUUGAGUUUACGAAGGGCGGGGCAUGGGCAGCUGACUACUGGGUCAAUAUCAGAGACCUUUAGAUUCUAAGAUGAGUACGACUAUGAGUCCUCAAUAAUAAUAGUUAGACUAGUUUUUUGGAUUAAUUUAAGCCUCUAUUGCAAUGAUUAUUGUUCCUAUGGAUGCUGUACUACUAUGGGAUUGUAUUUAGACUGCAAAACAGUCCAUAUUUUUGCAUAUUCAAGUACGCAGGAGCAGUCGAACAAAAGGUCUGGAAUGAGUCUGAAAACAGAGAGCGAGACUGGGGAGAGACGCUUACCCCACGCUUUACCGAUUUCUUUACUGAUUUUGAGAAAAAAACCGACUGUUUUGCAGUCUAGAUUGUAUUGGGAUGCUAGUGCUUCUUUUAUGGGCUAACAGGAGUAUGAACAUUGAAUUCAUCCUGCAAAACAGUCCCAUUUUGCGACUGACCCAGUCACACACAACCUCAAAAUGUCUAAUUAAGAUCUUAGCACAUAGUUCCUUUUUUGUUUUCGUCUUUGUAGUAUUACCUGUACAACCUGAUUGCCUUCAGUCAGUUUGUUUUCCUUGACUGUUUAAACUUUCCCUCAGAAAUUCAGUUAUUUUAUGCAUAUAAAACCUCCUGAUGAUAACAUUCUUCAAUCAUCAUUCCCCUUAGUGUGGUGGGAAAGCGAGGAUGUGAGUAUUCAAUAUAGCUGAGGGGGGAAAUGUAAUGGUAGUUUUAACCUGGAGCAAGCUCUCCAUUUAAGAAUUGCAAGAAGUGAAGGGUCACGCACAUUUGUGCCUAUUCUUUUUAUGCUAGUGAGGAACAAAAUCGAUUAAAUAAUUUGUAAAAGCGUAAUUUUGCCUUUUCAGUGUUCAAAACAAUUUAUCUUCACUUGUAAAUGACACUAAGCAAAAGUUUUAUCAAAUUGACCUUAAGUUAGACUAAGGGUAGCAUCAUUUUUCUUCUUCAAAGCUGCAAAGUUAGAAUGCGUAACACGCCAGUAGUGAGGAGCGCACUUCGCCGGUCACCCAUGGCAGUUUUCUACUCUCACGCUUUCUGCUCCAGGGAGAAGGAAAUAAGGGGCUACUCGUUAUCUCGGAAAGGUGCAGGCUCGAAUUUCCGCCCCUCUCUUUGGUCUGGUCUUGUUCCUCCCAAGAAGUCUUUUUGGGGAGGAGCUCGGGCUUAUUUCCUGAACAGGGGCUGGCAAUCGAGCCUAGGAAAAGUGUAACAGACGUUUUUAACUCUGCUUGUGUUGAACAAAUUAAAUUAAUCAUUGUUCUGUUUUAGGAGUCUUCAAAGCCAAGUGAAGCAUCAAAAACAGAGUACAUGGCAGCCUGCAAUAAACUCAAAAAUAAAGUUCAAGGUGCGGUCAAGAAAUUAACUGUUUUAUUUUUGCCCGUAUAAUUUGAGCCUGUUUUUCAGGCUCCGAGUUAGUAGGGUCCGCAAAAUUGAGCUGAGAAAACGCAAACACAAAAAUGAAACGGGAGGAAACUGGGGAGAGACUUCUUUCCCGCCACCACCCCCUCUUUUCCCAGAUCACGCGCUAAUAUUUUCGCGUGUAUUUCACUUACGCUUCAUCUCUAUUAUCUGAGCGUCUGCAACGGGUUAUUAUAAUUUUGACCAUAAAUAUGUUUAAAUCUUUGUGUGAAAGAUCUGGAUUCAGUGUCGGUACUGGACUAAUUAUUUCUCUCAUUCUCCACUGGUGGUUUUUUGAGAAUCCUUUCCCAAUAAAACCCUUGGAUUCCAAAUGCAGAAAAGCAAACGUUUGUGUUUUAUCCUUUACUGAUCAGUGGCAUCAGUGGGUUUAUAAUUUUUUCUAGGGAAUACAAAUCUUAAAAUGCGGACAAGGAUUACUCACAAAGGAAAUACAUCUCACGGUGCAAAUAACAGCUUUCUACAUUAUUUUUCAUUUCAGUACUCGAAAAUAUCCAAGUUGAAAUUUGCAAGAUUUUAAUGACAGGUGAUGAUCGACCAACACAGGUAAUGGCUUAUCUUCCGUAUCAUGCAAAUUGUUCAAUUGGAGAUAUUUUUGCAGGUUUUGUUCUGGGAAUUAGUUAAAAGCUGUUUUUUAGCUGAAACUGUAAUUUUUUCCCUUUUAUUCCUAAACGAUUCACGUUGUCUGCAGCUUUUGAAUCUCUUUAAAGUGCCCAGUGUACUUUACAAAAUCAGUUUAACCCUUGAAACGCUAAUAUCAACAAUCAUAUUCUCCACCUGUUCUCCAUAAAAUUCUUAUGGUAAUGAUAAGGAGAAUUUGUUUAACGAUCAAUCAAUGAAGCAGUGUUUGUGUAAGGAUACAUUAAUGUUGGGUUAAAAGGCAGGACCAUAGCUAGAAAAAAUUGUGACUGAGGCAAUGUCCGGCCGAUCCAUGGUUAAGUGAACAUUCUAGUUUACCUAGAUGUUUUGUGUUUGGGUAUUUAAUUGCUACUUUAUUUUUAAUUAUUUAUUUGCUAGCAGUGUUUUCCCUUCACCCCCCUCAAAAAGUAAAUGCCUCGGUUUGCCUCAUUUUGGCUAUGACCCUGCAAGGCAGUGGUGUUUCACUGUGGGUGAUACAGUGAUAACACAAGUGUCCAAAGAUCACGUUAUGAGGGUGAAAUGUAAUUUACAUUCUGUGUGGUGAGCGAGUCAGGGUGAAUAUAAAACCACAGUUUCUUAACAAUCCAACCUUGUUUAUCUUUCAAUACACUCUGCUGACGUAUUAAUUAUUUUCUUUCUUCAUAGAACUCCAAACCAACAAGGGUCCUGUUUUUAGAAAAAUUUCGAAAAUUUCUCCAAGAGAACAUGAUGACCAUCACGGUACGGGCCACAUGCAGCUAAGUAUAAACGUCUUCAGGAAACUGUUUUGCAUAAUAAAUAAAUAAAUAAAUAAAUAAAUAAAUAAAUAAAUGAUAACCAUAUUUUCGCAGGAUAAAAUACCCGUCAGUGUAUAAAAAACACUGUUGUCAAUGGGUUCCUUUAAAAAGAAGCUUAAUAAUGUCGUACGUGUCAACCGGCGUCUGACGUUCAGUCCGGUUGAACUUUUAUUUUGACCCUUGACGUGAGGUUUUAUGUAACAAGGUCCUGGUCGCAUCGAUAGCCUUUCAACUGGAUUUGUUCUUUGUUUUGUUAGAAGAAUUACAUCUCAGCGUUUUUCUUUAUUUACACAGUUACAGCCAUCCAGCGCAUGCGCGGGGCCAGUGAUCACGUGUUUCUAUCACAGACUUGUACAAGCACUCCGCUGGCAUUGGGAGCAGUGGGCGCGCGAGAAAGAUUCGCCGAUUAAAAGUAAAGGUUUGUUGGAUGGAGGCUGGCCUGUGUGCUGGCGUCUGCUGUCGCCUUUGCCACGCGAGCAGUAAGAGACGUCUACACACAACCUAGAUACAGGGCAGAAAUAAUCUUUUUACUUCGUGUAGAAAAUCUCCUAAUGCUCUAUAACUGUAUUGUGCUUAUAGUGUUCAUAAGUGUUUUUGUUGUUGUUUUGAGGUUAUGCAGUUAGUUAUGAAAUGAGGAUUGUAAUUGUAAACGAAAUCGUCUCUUUCCAGCUUUUCCGGCCUCAGCCGGAUAUAUGUAGGGCUACAAUCAUGUCAGACAAAUGCAUGAACAAACAUCAGCGCUUACCUGUGCAAUAAGUACUCUUCGUAAAAAUAAUAAGCUCCAAUACAUAAUCAGUAAAAAUCAACCUCGUAAUCAGGGUUACUGGGUUCUUUUUCAACCACUUAGGUUGUUUAUUUAACUGCAAGGAUCAUUUCCACUUUCGUAUCUUUAACCGCAGUUCAAAAUAUGAGUCAUUUCAUAAUUUUAUUUCCAUUCAAGUGGGUUACUGUGAAUCCUUCCUUUAAGAACCACAACAGAUCAACCGCCAUUCGGUUACAGUGUGGUAAUAGUAAUGUAAUUUAGAUUCAUGAUUAACGAUAUGAUUAAUUUAACUCGUUCUUAUACAACGCUUCCCAGAACUAUCAUAUUAGUCAAUAAUAUUAUUGUACAGUUUUUAGAUUUUAAUCUGUUAAGUGUGUAACAGGGAUUAUUUAUGUCUAAAAGCCUUUGGAAGGAUCAUAUAACAAAGUAUAUAGAGUAUGUAUGUAUCUAGAUUGUGCUACCUCAGCUCGAGCGGAGGUACCCUGGGUGCCAGAGACUUUUCUUGCAAGUUUUUCGGUUUCAGUCAAAUCCAGUGACCCGCGUGAGAAGCUUAGCCACUUGUGGAUCCAGCCUUCGGCCGAAGAUCUGUCGGCCGGCGGCCUAUACCGAAGCAUUCCGCCGCACGCAAAAAAAAAAAACCCUUGUUACCCAGGGUACAGCGGAGGAGUAAAAACUAACACAUUGUUUGUUGAGGUAAAUGGAUUAAGAAGCUCACUUUUCGCGCGCUAGUCCUUCGGUAAAGCGCUUCGUUUCACGAAUGGCUAGCGCACGAUUCGCGGGCUUUCAUGCAACAACUGCUGAGCUUCCUCUUAUGGUUUAUGGCAGAUACUGUUCUAAGUCCUUAGUGGACCGGCGGCCAACACCUAAGCAUCUUGCUGCCUGCUAGAAAAAAGUAAAUCCUUUCUUACCCAGGAUAAAGCAGAGGAGUAUAAACUAAAACAUUAGGGCCAUUUGUACGAGGAAAAAUAAGACGCGAACUUUCCGUAUAAACGGCACAUUUCGUCUAAAAUAAGACGCGGCUUAGCUAAGACGCGUCUUAUAUAGAUAAGACAUGCUCGUAUAAAUGGUACAGUUCGCGUCUUAUUUAAGACGCGUCUUAUUUUUCCUCGUAUAAAUGGCCCUAUUGUUUGUUUGUGGAGGUAAAUGGAUUAAGAGGCUCACGUUCCGUACGCUAGUCCUUCGAUAAAGCGUUUCGUUUCACGAAUGGCUAGCGCACGUUCCGUUGGCUAUCAUACAACAACUGCUGAGCUUCCUUUCAUCGUUUAUAGCACAUACUGUACUAGUGUUAAUGAUAUAUGAAAUAGAUCAUAUAUGAAUUGCGGAAAUGAAAUGAAAAUGAAGAAAUGAUCGUCGCAGUGAACGCAAUUUAUGCAAUUGCGUAAAGAAGCCUACUUUACGCAAUUGCAUAAAUUGCGUUCACUGCGACGAUCAUUUCUUCAUUUUCAUACUGUACUAGUGCUAGGUUGGCCAGCGGCCAACACCAAAGCAUCCCGCCGCACGCAAGAAAAGUAUAAAUCCUUUGUUACCCAGGGUACAGCGGAGGAGUAAAAACUAAAGCAUUGUUCGUUGAGGUAAUUGGAUUAAGAAGCUUACGUUUCGCGCGCUAGUCCUUUGGUAAAGCUUUUCGUUUAACGAAUGGCUAGUGCACGAUACGUAGGCUUAAACUUUCAUACAACGACUUCCGAGCUUCCUGUCGUGGUUUAUGGCACAUACUGUAUAAGUGCUCUUAAUUUGCCUUUGGUUUGGAUGGAGUCCAGAAAUGAGGCCGUCGAUGCAAAAACUUUUGAGCAAUACUUUCCAGUAAUUAAAAACACUUUCUUGAUGUUGUUUGCACUUGUUAGAUUGGCCAUUUUCACAGUAGAGACGAAUUUCCACCUGAGACGGAUAAUCCAUCUUCAAAAUCCGUCAAAAUUGAAGGAAAAACAGAUUGGUAGAGUCAGGCGGAUUGUCCAUCCAAAAUAAGACCGUUUCAUUUUUCAAAUUAAGACCCAUUAUCAGUCUGACGCAAAUUAUCCGUCGGAUAACCCGUCUCAGACGGAUAAUCCGUCUUUAGCGUAAAUACGGCCGUUGAUUGAAAUGAAGAACAGUACAUUUUUUAGGCAUUUUGGGUGAUCUUUCAAGUUAAGACUUUAUUGUUAAUUUACAUUCAACUCUGUUUAAGAGGGACACCUUUGGGACUUGCUCUAAUUGUCUAAGAGUGAUGUCCGUCUCAUAGAAAGUCAAAUAAAGGGAGUAAAGAAAGGCAGGGACCAAUUCUAGAUGUCCGUUUUACCGAGAGGUUUGUCUUAUAGAGGGGUCCGUCACGAAAGAGUCGACUGUAUUUAUCUGUACGAUAGUUAAUUGUUAAAUAUCCUCAAAGAGUAACACAUAAUCUCGCUUUAAGUUCCUUUGGUUAAUUCAUUAUAAUUUUCAAACACUAUUUUCGGUUCUUAGAUGCUUAUGUUCCCAAUCAUAUCUUUCUUGAUGACAGAGUUCAUUAUUGGGACCUUUCCAGGUAAUGGUAUCGUUGAAUCGGAUAAUUAUACGUUUCUGGGAAACUGCACACCUACCCCUCCCCUAAGCCAACAUUUUUCCCUGAGUGAGAAGUAGGUGUUAAUGUUAGCUUAAGGGAGAGGUAGGUGGCAGUUUCCCAGAAGCGAAAAAACCCAUGAAAUUCCCGCAGGCUCGCAAUGGUGGUGAUUUCAGAGCAUCAAAUCGCCGUGAUAUCCCUGCCAGUUUGCACAGGCGAUUUGCUAUUCGCAGAAAAUUGCUCCCAAAUAGCCUAUGUAAACAGACCUGUUUGCUCCGUUUGCAUUUUAACCUACGAACAGAGCUGACAGGGUGUUGAACAGCUCGCCACGGGUAGUUACACUACAGUCACUGCAAUCAAAACGCGUCCUUUUUGAUUGCUAAAUAGCUCUUUUUUUUUUCUUUUUCAUAGACUGGGUGGUGUCUUGUCACAUCUCAAGAAAGCAUAUAAUGGUAGGUCCAUUAAUAGGAACCUAAUUCUUGGCUUUAUACACAUAUAGCGAAUAAAUUGAACCAUAAAGAACAGGUGGCUGGGUUUAAGACUUAAAUCGAUACAGCGAUUUUUGUUUUACCUUUAAAAAGUGGUUUUUAAAAGCAUUUUUAACUUGCUUUAUCAGGCGAUAGUUAAAAAGAUCAAAAGGUGGACUCGUCAUUUGGCUACCAAAAAAAACUGCAAAGUAAAGGGUCAUUUUGGAUUGUUUAGUGUGUGUUUCUCAAAAUUAUGCAAAGAUUACUGUUAGCUGGAAAUAUGAUGCCUCUUCCCAAAACCAACCAAAAAAUUCUUACACCCUUGUUCCUUUGUUGCUGUCUGGGAUGACUAUUAUGACUAAGAUGACUGGGAUGACUAGGGAUGACUAGGGAUGACUAGGGAUGACUAGGGAUGACUAGGGAUGACUGGGAUGACUAGGGAUGACUAGGGAUGACUAGGGAUGACUAGGGAUGACUAGGGAUGACUGGGAUGACUAGGGAUGACUGGGUUGACUAGGGAUUACUAGGGAUGACUGGGAUGACUAGGGAUGACUAGGGAUGACUAGGGAUGACUAGGGAUGACUAGGGAUGACUAGGGAUGACUGGGUUGACUAGGGAUUACUAGGGAUGACUGGGAUGACUAGGGAUGACUAGGGAUGACUAGGGAUGACUAGGGAUGACUAGGGAUGACUAGGGAUAACUGGGAUGACUAGGGAUGACUGGGUUGACUAGGGAUAACUAGGGAUGACUGGGUUGACGAGGGAUUACUAGGGAUGACUGGGAUGACUAGGGAUGACUAGGGAUGACUAGGGAUGAGUAGGGAUGACUAAGGAUGACUGGGAUGACUAGGGAUGACUGGGUUGACUAGGGAUUACUAGGGAUGACUGGGAUGACUAGGGAUGACUAGGGAUGACUAGGGAUGACUGGGAUGACUAGGGAUGACUAGGGAUGACUAGGGAUGACUAGGGAUGACUAGGAUGACUGGGAUGACUAGGGAUGACUGGGAUGACUAGGGAUGACUGGGAUGACUAGGGAUUACUAGGGAUGACUGGGAUGACUAGGGAUGACUAGGGAUGACUAGGGAUGACUAGGGAUGACUAGGGAUGACUAGGGAUGACUAGGGAUGACUAGGAUGACUAGGGAUGACAAGGGAUGACUAGGGAUGACUAGGGAUGACUAGGGAUGACUAGGGAUGACUAGGGAUGACUAGGGAUGACUAGGGAUGACUAGGGAUGACUAGGGAUGACUAGGGAUGACUAGGGAUGACUAGGGAUGACUAGGGAUGACUAGGGAUGACUAGGGAUGACUAGGGAUGACUAGGGAUGACCAGGGAUGACUAGGAUGACUAGGGAUGACUAGGGAUGACUAGGGAUGACUAGGGAUGACUAGGGAUGACUAGGGAUGACUAGGGAUGACUAGGGAUGACUAGGGAUGACUAGGGAUGACUAGGGAUGACUAGGGAUGACUAGGGAUGACUAGGGAUGACUAGGGAUGACUAGGGAUGACUAGGGAUGACUGGGAUGACUAGGGAUGACUAGGGAUGACUAGGGAUGACUAGGGAUGACUAGGAAUGACUAGGGAUGACUAGGGAUGACUAGGGAUGACUAGGGAUGACUAGGGAUGACUAGGGAUGACUAGGGAUGACUAGGGAUGACUAGGGAUGACUAGGGAUGACUAGGAUGACUAGGGAUGACUAGGGAUGACUAGGGAUGACUAGGGAUGACUAGGGAUGACUAGGGAUGACUAGGGAUGACUAGGGAUGACUAGGGAUGACUAGGGAUGACUAGGGAUGACUAGGGAUGACUAGGGAUGACUGGGAUGACUAGGGAUGACUGGGAUGACUAGGGAUGACUAGGGAUGACUAGGGAUGACUAGGGAUGACUAGGGAUGACUAGGGAUGACUAGGGAUGACUAGGGAUGACUAGGGAUGACUAGGGAUGACUAGGGAUGACUAGGGAUGACUGGGAUGACUAGGGAUGACUGGGUUGACUAGGGAUUACUAGGGAUGACUGGGAUGACUGAAAUGACUAGGGAUGACUAGGGAUGACUGGGAUGACUAGGGAUGACUAGGGAUGACUAGGGAUGACUAGGGAUGACUGGGAUGACUAGGGAUGACUAGGAUGACUAGGGAUGACUAGGGAUGACUGGGAUGACUAGGGAUGACUAGGGAUGACUGGGAUGACUAGGGAUGACUAGGGAUGACUAGGGAUGACUAGGGAUGACUAGGGAUGACUAGGGAUGACUAGGGAUGACUAAGGAUGACUAGGGAUGACUAGGGAUGACUAGGGAUGACUGGGAUGACUAGGGAUGACUAGGGAUGACUAGGAUGACUAAGGAUGACUAGGGAUGACUGGGAUGACUAGGGAUGACUAGGUAUAUAGGGAUGACUAGGGAUGACUAGGGAUGACUAGGGAUGACUAAGGAUGACUAAGGAUGACUAGGGAUGACUAGGGAUGACUGGGAUGACUAGGGAUGACUAGGGAUGACUGGGAUGACUAGGGAUGACUAGGGAUGACUAGGGAUGACUAGGGAUGACUAGGGAUGACUAGGGAUGACUGGGAUGACUAGGGAUGACUAGGGAUGACUAGGGAUGACUAGGGAUGACUAGGGAUGACUAGGGAUGACUAGGGAUGACUAGGGAUGACUAGGGAUGACUCGGGAUGACUAGGGAUGACUAGGGAUGACUAGGGAUGACUAGGGAUGACUAGGGAUGACUAGGGAUGACUAGGGAUGACUAGGGAUGACUAGGGAUGACUAGGAUGACUAGGGAUGACUAGGGAUGACUAGGGAUGACUAGGGAUGACUAGGGAUGACUAGGGAUGACUAGGGAUGACUAGGGAUGACUAGGGAUGACUAGGGAUGACUAGGGAUGACUAGGGAUGACUAGGGAUGACUAGGGAUGACUAGGGAUGACUAGGGAUGACUAGGGAUGACUAGGGAUGACUAGGGAUGACUAGGGAUGACUAGGGAUGACUGGGAUGACUAGGGAUGACUAGGGAUGACUGGGAUGACUAGGGAUGACUAGGGAUGACUAGGGAUGACUAGGGAUGACUAGGGAUGACUAAGGAUGACUAGGGAUGACUAGGGAUGACUAGGGAUGACUGGGAUGACUAGGGAUGACUGGGAUGACUAGGGAUGACUAGGGAUGACUAGGGAUGACUAGGGAUGACUAGGGAUGACUAGGGAUGACUAGGGAUGACUAGGGAUGACUAGGGAUGACUAGGGAUGACUAGGGAUGACUAGGGAUGACUAGGGAUGACUAGGGAUGACUGGGAUGACUAGGGAUGACUAGGGAUGACUAGGGAUGACUAGGGAUGACUAGGGAUGACUGAUGACUAGGGAUGACUAGGGAUGACUAGGGAUGACUAGGGAUGACUAGGGAUGACUGGGAUGACUAGGGAUGACUAGGGAUGACUGGGAUGACUAGGGAUGACUAGGGAUGACUAGGGAUGACUAGGGAUGACUGGGAUGACUAGGGAUGACUAGGGAUGACUAGGGAUGACUGGGAUGACUAGGGAUGACUAGGGAUGACUAGGGAUGACUAGGGAUGACUAGGGAUGACUAGGGAUGACUAGGGAUGACUGGGAUGACUAGGGAUGACUAGGGAUGACUAGGGAUGACUAGGGAUGACUGGGAUGACUAGGGAUGACUAGGGAUGACUAGGGAUGACUAGGGAUGACUGGGAUGACUAGGGAUGACUAGGGAUGACUGGGAUGACUAGGGAUGACUAGGAUGACUAGGGAUGACUGGGAUGACUAGGGAUGACUAGGGAUGACUAGGAAUGACUAGGGAUGGCUGGGUUGACUAGGGAUGACUAGGGAUGACUAGGGAUGACUAGGGAUGACUAGGGAUGACUAGGGAUGACUAGGGAUGACUAGGGAUGACUAGGGAUGACUAGGGAUCACUGGGAUGACUAGGGAUGACUGGGAUGACUAGGGAUGCCUAGGGAUGACUGGGAUGACUGGGGAUGACUAGGGAUGACUAGGAUAACUGGGAUGACUGGGGAUGACUGGGAUGACUGGGGAUGACUGGGAUGACUGGGGAUGACUAGGGAUGACUAGGGAUGACUAGGGAUGACAAGGGAUGACUAGGGAUGACUGGGAUGACUAGGGAUGACUAGGGAUGACUAGGGAUGACUAGGGAUGACUGGGAUGACUAGGGAUGACUAGGGAUGACUAGGGAUGACUAGGGAUGACUAGGGAUGACUAGGGAUGACUGGGAUGACUAGGGAUGACUAGGGAUGACUGGGAUGACUAGGGAUGACUAGGGAUGACUGGGAUGACUAGGGAUGACUAGGGAUGACUAGGGAUGACUAGGGAUGACUAGGGAUGACUAGGGAUGACUAGGGAUGACUAGGGAUGACUAGGGAUGACUAGGGAUGACUAGGGAUGACUAGGGAUGACUAGGGAUGACUAGGGAUGACUAGGGAUGACUAAGGAUGACUAGGGAUGACUAGGGAUGACUAGGGAUGACUAGAGAUGACUAGGGAUGACUAGGGAUGACUAGGGAUGACUAGGGAUGACUGAGGGAUGACUAGGGAUGACUAGGGAUGACUAGGGAUGACUAGGGAUGACUAGGGAUGACUAGGGAUGACUAGGGAUGACUAGGGAUGACUAAGGAUGACUAGGGAUGACUAGGGAUGACUAGGGAUGACUGGGAUGACUAGGGAUGACUAGGGAUGACUAGGGAUGACUAGGGAUGACUAGGGAUGACUAGGGAUGACUGGGAUGACUAGGGAUGACUAGGGAUGACUAGGGAUGACUAGGGAUGACUAGGGAUGACUAGGGAUGACUAGGGAUGACUAGGGAUGACUAGGGAUGACUAGGGAUGACUAGGGAUGACUAGGGAUGACUAGGGAUGACUAGGGAUGACUAGGGAUGACUAGGGAUGACUAGGGAUGACUAGGGAUGACUGGGAUGACUAGGGAUGACUAGGGAUGACUAGGGAUGACUAGGGAUGACUAGGGAUGACUAGGGAUGACUGGGAUGACUAGGGAUGACUGGGAUGACUAGGGAUGACUAGGGAUGACUAGGGAUGACUAGGGAUGACUAGGGAUGACUGGGAUGACUAGGGAUGACUAGGGAUGACUAGGGAUGACUAGGGAUGACUGGGAUGACUAGGGAUGACUAAGGAUGACUAGGGAUGACUGGGAUGACUAGGGAUGACUAGGGAUGACUGGGAUGACUAGGGAUGACUAGGGAUGACUAGGGAUGACAAGGGAUGACUAGGGAUGACUAGGGAUGACUAGGGAUGACUAGGGAUGACUAGGGAUGACUAGGGAUGACUAGGAUGACUAGGGAUGACUAGGGAUGGCUGGGAUGACUAGGGAUGACUAGGGAUGACUGGGAUGACUAGGGAUGACUAGGGAUGACUAGGGAUGACUAGGGAUGACUAGGAUGACUAGGGAUGACUAGGGAUGACUGGGGAUGACUAGGGAUGACUAUGACUAGGGAUGACUAGGGAUGACUAGGGAUGACUAGGGAUGACUGGGAUGACUAGGGAUGACUAGGGAUGACUAGGGAUGACUAGGAUGACUAGGGAUGACUAGGGAUGACUAGGGAUGACUAGGGAUGACUAGGGAUGACUGGGAUGACUAGGGAUGACUAGGGAUGACUGGGAUGACUAGGGAUGACUAGGGAUGACUAGGGAUGACUAGGGAUGACUAGGGAUGACUAGGGAUGACUGGGAUGACUAGGGAUGACUAGGGAUGACUAGGGAUGACUAGGGAUGACUAGGGAUGACUAGGGAUGACUAGGGAUGACUGGGAUGACUAGGGAUGACUAGGGAUGACUGGGAUGACUAGGAUGACUAGGGAUGACUAGGGAUGACUGGGAUGACUAGGGAUGACUGGGAUGACUAGGGAUGACUAGGGAUGACUAGGGAUGACUAGGGAUGACUAGGGAUGACUAGGGAUGACUGGGAUGACUAGGGAUGACUAGGGAUGACUAGGGAUGACUAGGGAUGACUAGGGAUGACUAGGGAUGACUAGGGAUGACUGGGAUGACUAGGGAUGACUAGGGAUGACUAGGGAUGACUAGGGAUGACUGGGAUGACUAGGGAUGACUAGGGAUGACUAGGGAUGACUAGGGAUGACUAGGGAUGACUGGGAUGACUAGGGAUGACUAGGGAUGACUAGGGAUGACUAGGGAUGACUAGGGAUGACUGGGAUGACUAGGGAUGACUAGGGAUGACUGGGAUGACUAUGGAUGACUAGGGAUGACUAGGGAUGACUAGGAUGACUAGGGAUGACUAGGGAUGACUAAGGAUGACUAGGGAUGACUGAGGAUAACAAAGGAUUACUGGGAUGACUAUGGAUGACUAGGGAUGACUAGGAAUGACGAGGCAUGACUGGGAUGACUACGGAUGACUAGGAUGACUAGGAAUGACUAGGGAUGAUUAGAGAUGACUAGGAUGACUAGGGAUGACUAGGAAGGACUGGGAUGACUAAGGAUGACUAGGGAUGGCUAGGAAUGACUAGGAUAACAAGGGAUGACUAGGGAUGACUAGCAUGACUAGGGAUCCCUCGGAUGACUAGGGAGUACUAGGGAUGACUAGGGAUGACUGGGAUGACUAGGGAUGACUGGGAUGACUAGGGAUGACUAGGGAUGACUUGGUUGACUAGGGAUGACUAGGGAUGACUAGGGAUGACUAGGGAUGACUAGGGAUGACUGGGAUGACUAGGAAUGACUAGGGAUGACUGGGAUGACUAGGGAUGACUAGGGAUGACUAGGGAUGACUAGGGAUGACUAGGGAUGACUGGGGAUGACUAGGGAUGACUAGGGAUGACUGGGAUGACUAGGGAUGAAUGGGAUGACUAGGGAUAAUUAGGGAUGACUAGGGAUAACAGGGGAUGACUAGAGAUGACUAGGGAGGAAAAGGGAUGACCGGGAUGACUAGGGAUGACUAGGGAUGACUAGGAUGAGUGAGACGACUAGGGAUAACUAGGGAUGACUAAGGAUGACUAGGGAUGACUGGGGUGACUAGGGAUCACUGGGAUGACUAGGGAUGACUAGGGAUGACGAGGGAUGACUAGGGAUGACUAGGGAUGACUAGGGAUGACUGGGAUGACUAGGGAUGACUGGGAUGACUAGGGAUGACUAGGGAUGACUAGGGAUGACUAGGGAUGAGUAGGGAUGACUAGGGAUGACUAGGGAUGACUGGGAUGACUAGGGAUGACUAGGGAUGACUAGGGAUGACUAGGGAUGACUAGGGAUGACUAGGGAUGACUAGGGAUGACUAGGGAUGACUAGGGAUGACUAGGGAUGACUAAGGAUGACUAGGGAUGACUAGGGAUGACUAGAUGGGGAUGACUAGGGAUGACUAGGGAUGACUAAGGAUGACUAGGGAUGACUAGGGAUGACUAGGGAUGACUAGGGAUGACUAGGGAUGACUAGGGAUGACUAGGGAUGACUAGGGAUGACUGGGAUGACUAGGGAUGACUAGGGAUGACUGGGAUGACUAGGGAUGACUAGGGAUGACUGGGAUGACUAGGGAUGACUGGGAUGACUAGGGAUGACUAGGGAUGACUAGGGAUGACUAGGGAUGACUAGGGAUGACUGGGAUGACUAGGGAUGACUGGGAUGACUAGGGAUGACUAGGGAUGACUAGGGAUGACUAGGGAUGACUAGGGAUGACUGGGAUGACUAGGGAUGACUGGGUUGACUAGGGAUUACUAGGGAUGACUGGGAUGACUAGGGAUGACUAGGGAUGACUAGGGAUGACUAGGGAUGACUAGGGAUGACUAGGGAUGACUAGGGAUGACUAGGGAUGACUAGGGAUGACUGGGAUGACUAGGGAUGACUAUUGAUGACUGGGAUGACUAGGGAUGACUGGGAUGACUAGGGAUGACUAGGGAUGACUGGGAUGACUAGGGAUGACUAGGGAUGACUAGGGAUGACUAGGGAUGACUGGGAUGACUAGGGAUGACUAGGGAUGACUAGGGAUGACUAGGGAUGAGUAGGGAUGACUGGGAUGACUAGGGAUGACUAGGGAUGACUAGGGAUGACUAGGGAUGACUAGGGAUGACUAGGGAUGACUAGGGAUGACUAGGGAUGACUAGGGAUGACUAGGGAUGACUAGGGAUGACUAGGGAUGACUAGGGAUGACUAGGGAUGACUAGGGAUGACUCGGGAUGACUAGGGAUUACUAGGGAUGACUAGGGAUGACUAGGGAUGACUAGGGAUGACUAGGGAUGACUAGGGAUGACUACUAGGGAUGACUAGGGAUGACUGGGAUGACUAGGGAUGACUAGGGAUGACUAGGGAUGACUGGGAUGACUAGGGAUGACUAGGGAUGACUAGGGAUGACUAGGGAUGACUGGGAUGACUAGGGAUGACUAGGGAUGACUAGGGAUGACUCGGGAUGACUAGGGAUGACUAGGGAUGACUGGGAUGACAAGGGAUGACUAGGGAUGACUAGGGAUGACUAGGGAUGACUGGGAUGACAAGGGAUGACUAGGGAUGACUAGGGAUGACUAGGGAUGACUAGGAUGACUGGGAUGACUAGGGAUGACUAGGGAUGACUAGGGAUGACUAGGGAUGACUAGGGAUGACUGGGAUGACUAGGGAUGACUAGGGAUGACUGGGAUGACUAGGGAUGACUAGGGAUGACUAGGGAUGACUAGGGAUGACUAGGGAUGACUAGGGAUGACUAGGGAUGACUAGGGAUGACUGGGAUGACUAGGGAUGACUAGGGAUGACUGGGAUGACUAGGGAUGACUAGGGAUGACUAGGGAUGACUAGGGAUGACUGGGAUGACUAGGGAUGACUGGGGAUGACUAGGGAUGACUAGGGAUGACUGGGAUAACUAGGGAUGACUGGGUUGAUUGGGGAUUACUAGGGAUGACUGGGAUGACUAGGGAUGAAUGGGGAUGACUAGGGAUGAUUAGGGAUGAGUAGGGAUGACUGGGAUGACUCGGGAUGACUAGGGAUGACUGGGAUGACUAGGGAUUACUAGGGAUGACUAGGGAUGACUGGGAUGACUAAAGAUGACUAGGGAUGACUGGGAUGACUAGGGAUGACUUGGAUGACUAGGGAUGACUGGGUUGACUAGGGAUGACUAGGGAUGACUAGUGAUGACUAGGGAUGACUGGGAUGACUAGGGAUGACUAGGGAUGACUAGGGUGACUAGGGAUGACUGGGAUGACUAGGGAUGACUGGGUUGACUAGGGAUUACUGGGAUGACUAGGAAUGACUAGGGAUGCCUAGGGAUGACUAGGGAUGACUAGGGAUGACUGGGAUGACUAGGGAUGACUAGGGAUGACUAGGGAUGACUAGGGAUGACUAGGGAUGACUAGGGAUGACUAGUGAUGACUAGGGAUGACUAGGGAUGACUAGGGAUGACUGGGAUUACUAGGGAUGAGUAGGGAUGACUAGGGAUGACUAGGGAUGACUAGGGUUGACUGGGAUGACUAGGGAUGACUAGGGAUGACUAGGGAUGACUACGGAUGACUAGGGAUGACUGGGUUGACUAGGGAUGACUAGGGAUGACUGGGGAUGACUAGGGAUGACUGGGAUGACACGAAAUGACUUGGGAUGACUAGGAUGACUAGGGAUGACCAGGUAAGAGUUGGGAUGACUGGGGAUGACUGGGAUGACUAGGGAUGACUAUGGAUGACUGGGAUGACUAGGGAUGACUUGGGAUAAGUAGGGAUGACUAGGGAUGACUAUUGAUGACUAGGGAUGUCUAGGGAUGACUGGGAUGACUAGGGAUGACUAGGGAUUACUAGAGUUUACUGGGAUGACUAGAGAUGACUCAUGAGGACUAGGGAUGACAAGGGAUGACUGGGAUGACAAGGGAUGACUGAGGUGACUAGGGAUGACUAGGGAUGACUGGGAUGACUAGGGAUGACUAGGGAUGACUGGGGUGACUAGGGAUGACUAGGGAUGACUAGGGAUGACUGGGGUGACUAGGGAUGACUAGGGAUGACUGGGAUGACUUUUAUUACUAUGGAUCGCUAGGGAUGACUAGGGAUAACUAGGGAUUUCUGGGAUGACCUGGGAUGACUAGGAAUGACUGGGAUUACUCGGGAUGACUAGGGAUGACUAGGGAUGACAGAGAUGAGUAGGGAUUACUAGGGAUGACUGGGAUGACUGGGAUGACUAGAGAUGACUUGUGAUUAUUGGGGAUGACAAGGGAUGACUGGGAUAACUAGGGAUUACUAGGGAUGACUAAGGAUGACUGGGAUGACUAGGGAUGACUAGAGAUGAGUAGGGAUGCCUAGGGAUAACUAGGGAUGACUAGGGAUGACUCGGAAUGACUUGUGAUGGCUGGGAUGACUAGGGAUGACCAGGUAAGAGUUGGGAUGAUUGGGGAUGACUGGGAUGACUUGGGAUGACUAGGGAUGACUGGGAUGACUAGGGAUGACUUGGGAUGAGUAGGGAUGACUAGGGAUGCCUAUUGACGACUAGGUAUGACUAGGGAUGACUGGGAUGACUAGGGAUGAUUAGGGAUGUGUAGGGAUGUCUGGGAUGACUAGGGAUGACUGGGAUGAUCAGGGAUGACUAGGGAUGACUAGGGAUGACUGGGAUGACUAGGGAUGACUCGGGAUGACUGAGAUGAGUCGUGAUGACUAGGGAUGACUGGGAUGAGUAGGGAUUACUAGGGAUGACUAGGGAUAACUCGGGAUGACUGGGAUGACUAGAGAUGUCUUGUGAUGACUAGGGAUGACAAGGGAUUACUGGGAUGACUAGGGAUGACUAGGGAUGACUAGGGAUGAGUAGGGAUGACUGGGGAUGACUGGGACGAGUAGGGAUGACUAGAGAUGCCUAGGGAUGACUAGGGAUGACUUGGAAUGACUUGAGAUGACUGGGAUGACUAGGGAUGACCAGGGAAGAUUUGGGAUGACUGGGGAUGACUGGGAUGACCUGGGAUGACUAGGGAUGACUGGGAUGACUAGGAAUUAGUAGGAAUGACUAAGGAUGACUAGGGAUGAAUAGUGAUGACUAGGGAUGUCUAGGGAUGACUGGGAUGACUAGGGAUGACUGGGAUGACCAGGGAUGACUAGGGAUUACUAGGAAUGUCUAGGGAUGACUCGCGAUGGCUAGGGAUGACUAGGGAUGACUACGGAUGACUAUGGAUGACUGGGGAUGACUAUGGAUGACUAGGAAUGAUUGGGAUUACUAGGGAUGACUGGGAUGACUAGGGAUGACUAGAAGGGACUAGGGAUUUCUACGGAUGACUAGGGAUGACUAGCGAUGACUGGUAAUGAUUAGCGAGGACUAUUGAUGAAUAGGGAUGAUUGGGGUGACUAGGGAUGACUAGGGAUUACUAGGGAUGACUGGGAUGACUAGGGAUGACUAGGGAUGACUGGGAUGACUAGGGAUUACUAGGCAUGACUAGGGAUGACUGGGAUGACUAGGGAUGACUCGGGAUGACUAGGGAUGUGUGGGAUGACUGGGGAUGACUGGGGAUGAGUAGGGAUGACUAGGGAUGACUGGGAUUACUAGGGAUGACUUGGGAUGACUAGGGAUGACUAGGGAUGAGUAGGGAUGACUGUGAUGACUAGAGAUGACUCGUGAUGACUAGGGAUGACUAGGGAUGACUGGGAUGACUAGGGAUGAGUAGGAAUGAGUUUGGAUGACUAGGGAUGACUGGGAUGACAAGGGAUGACUAUGGAUGACUGGGAAUGACUUGAGAUGACUGGGAUGACUAGGGAUGACCAGGGAAGAUUUGGGAUAACUGGGGAUGACUGGGAUGACCUGGGAUGACUAGGGAUGACUGGGAUGACUAGGAGUUAGUAGGAAUGACUAAGGAUGACUAGGGAUGAAUAGUGAUGACUAGGGAUGUCUAGGGAUGACUGGGAUGACUAGGGAUGACUGGGAUGACCAGGGAUGACUAGGGAUUACUAGGAAUGUCUAGGGAUGACUCGGGAUGGCUAGGGAUGACUAGGGAUGACUACGGAUGACUAUGGAUGACUGGGGAUGACUAUGGAUGACUAGGAAUGAUUGGGAUUACUAGGGAUGACUAGGGAUGACUAGAAGGGACUAGGGAGUUCUACGGAUGACUAGGGAUGACUAGCGAUGACUGGUAAUGACUAGCGAGGACUAUUGAUGAAUAGGGAUGAUUGGGAUGACUAGGGAUGACUAGGGAUUACUAGGGAUGACUGGGAUGACUAGGGAUGACUAGGGAUGACUGGGAUGACUAGGGAUUACUAGGCAUGACUAGGGAUGACUAGGGAUGACUCGGGAUGGCUAGGGAUGAGUGAGAUGACUGGGGAUGACUGGGGAUGAGUAGGGAUGAGUAGGGAUGACUGGGAUUACUAGGGAUGACUAGGGAUGACUAGGGAUGACUGUGAUGACUAGAGAUUACUCGUGAUGAGUAGGGAUGACUAGGGAUGACUAGGGAUGACUGGGAUGACUAGGGAUGAGUAGGAAUGAGUUUGGAUGACUAGGGAUGACUGGGAUGACAAGGGAUGACUAUGGAUGACUGGGAUGACUAGGAAUGACUAGGAGGGACUAGGGAUGUCUAGGGAUGACUAGGGAUGACUAGGGAUGACUUGGAUGCUUAGGAAUGAUUAGGGAUGACUAGGUAUGACUGGGAUGACUAGGGAUGACUAUUGAUCACUGGGAUGACUAGGGAUGACUAGGGAUGACUGGGAUGACUAUGGAUGACUAGGGAUGACUAGGGAUGACUGGGAAUGAUUAGGGAUUACUAGGGAUGACUAGUUAUGACUAGGGGUUACUUGGAUGGCUGGGUAUUGUGCAAUUAUUUUAAAUGCUUUAUAUCAAACAUGGAUCACAAUGUUUGAUUACAAUAUCAAAUAAUAAGAAAACAAUGGCUAAAUUUUGACGUGGAGCGGGCUAUUUUUGCCGAACUUAAAAGUUGUUUAUAUUGUAUUUGAUGAAAUACUGUCUAAUUUUUUAUUAUUUUAUUACUUUAAAAAUAAUUUUUAGAAGGAGCAGUUACGAAUAUAAAGAUGUCGAGUUUUUCACCUGAUUUCCAAAUAAUCACUCAAAUUUAGUUGCCUUGGUAUUUUCUGUAUAAAUUACUAAUGUUUCGAGAAGGUCAAACGCAAAUCCCUUUAAAACAAUUUUUUUAGAGAUCAGCUUUGAGAUGUAACGAGCGGUAGAGUUUUAUCUUUUUUUUGGUUUCUUAGAUGCUAUCGAAGAGUCAGCUAAUCGAGCAGACACUGAUGAAACAGUCGAGGACCGCAACCUAGAUACGUCAUUGGUGGAAAUGCUGGAUGACGUGAUCAUGCUUUAUCACAUUGCCGUACACAAACAGCUUUCCAAAGUACGAAGAAUCAGUAUUUGUAAAAUUAUUAUGUGAAGAGUUCAACAUGCCUAAUACAGUUGACUCUCGGCUUGCGGACACCCUGCUAUAACGGACACGCCGAUAAUACGGACAGCAACUAAAUCCCAGGCAAAAAUAAAGUACUGUGUACAGACGUUUGACUGACAUAAACUCCUGCUGUUACGGACCCUCCCUAACACUAACUCAAGCCGCGUAAGCACUGUUUUCAGUUUCUCUUGAGGCGCUUGUAAGCCCCAAGAGAAACUGAAAACAUUGCUCAUUGAAAAUUUUUGGAGGGACAAAGAAGAGUAGUAAAGUAUUUUAAAAAAGGCCCAUGACGACGGCUAUCACGUUUUCCCGCCAAAAUGACGCUGGCGCUCACGCGAACACCACAUAUUGUCCUCAUAGUGCUAGUCUUAGAAUCUAACGGUCUCCAAUGAAAAGAUAAUACUGACAAUAUAAUGUAGCGUUUGUGGACAGUACGUUUAUUUCUUUCAGGUAAGAGCCGUGCGAGAUAACAUGAAACAGAACAUCAAAGCACUCGAAGAAACGAUGUCCAAGAUCAGACGGUGCGAGCCAGAGGUACUGCAGUGUAGUUGUACAGCAGACAGGAUUCCAUUAUCCAAAUUCAAAAAUCCAAAUCCAAUUGAAAUCUGGCCAUUACCCAUGUGAAGGUUGGGUCCCCCGUUUGUUUUCCCGCUCUUCGAGGUCACAUGAGUGAUGACCCAGUCUUAGUUCUUCUUGUUAUGUUUAGUUUUGGGUGUUCACUCGAAAUAAAGACCAAAAAGUGACCAAACAUCUACCUGAACUUUAUCAACUGCAUUGUUGGGGCGACUGUAUUGAUGGAGCAGACUGUCCCCCUUCUUGUCUCAGGGUCUAGAUGACCCUCCCCCCCCACACCCACUCAUCCGAAGCUCUGGAUCUGGCACUGCAGUGUGUCCUUUGCUUUCUAGCAAGGCGUUUGUGUACCACGUGAAUAGCUGGCUGCAAGGGGCUUAUAGUCUUGAUAGUAUAUUCUACUUCACGUUAACAUGUAAUUCUUCCGCACAUUCUAGUGGUAAACGUGCUGUCAAAUCUCGUAACCGGUAGCUAUAAUAUAUAAAAACCGUGGGGAGAAAGCAAAAUACAAAACAAAACAUAUAAAAACUCCCAAUUCUUCUGUUUCUGCUCCUUCUUCGGUAUUUGCAACUUGAGCCACGAGGCUCUUAGAAACUUUUAUUUUCAUUGGCCUUUGAAAACACACCUGUUAGAGGAAUGGGUCCGAGCUGUCGGCGCAAUGAUUUCUGGGAUUGUUUUGGUGGAUAAGCAAAAAAACAACUCGGUCGGAGAGAUUCGUUGCGCCAAAGUGAGCAUCUAAAGUAGCCAACGCCUAUUACCAGCAACAACAAUUUUCCUCUAACUGUCUGGUCCACGUACGCCUCCAGAAUGACUUUGUUUUUUACCUUUGUUUAGAGAACAGACAUUUUAACAGAGCUGGAAAGAUCAAAACGCGUCUUCAUGCAGGAAACAACCAAUUGUGCAAGACAUAUGGCUUGGGUGCAAACUCUCAUCUUUACUGAGGUUUGUUUUAGAUCUAAAUCAAAGCGGACUCAAACACUCUUCACUUCCUUCAACAUCUUUAAAGUUCAUUUUCACAACGACCAUCCACUUUUUUGCAGGAAAAACAAGGCGAUGUGCACUGGAUGUUACAGUGUAUCUUAUCGUCUGUGGAGCGAGGUGCCACCAAGGGACCCCUGUUCGAAUUCACGCCUGAGUUCUAUAUGGAUGCCGCUAUCAAUGCGUUCCACGGGCUCAGGCACUACUUUCACCCAACGACAAACUUCAAUGACAUUCCAGGUACAAUUUUCUUCUAAAGUCGCCACUUUCUAAGACGGACACCUUUGCGACCGCCACUAAGUGUCCGUCUUAAAGAGGGUCGAAUAAACCUGAGAGAGUAAAGAAAGGCAGGGACCAACUCUAGCUGUUCGUUUUAUAGACGCGUCCUUUAAGAGAGAGGGACUGUAAAUAAGGACCAGGUAUAGCAUCGUUUAGUUUUGCCGUUUUAAAUCAUGUUAGACUGUCUACAAACAAUUUGAAUUGCCCUCUUGUCUCAAGAGAAUUGUUACAGCUUCGAGGUAUUCGAAUGCAAACAUUUCAAAAUCACCGCGGUACAGCUCUCCAGGUGCUUAAUAUAAGUACCAGGAAGCUGGGAAUAGUACUCAUAGCCUACUGAUCAGGAAUAUCUAAACAAAUGAUGUAAAUCAAUAUCAUGUAAACAGUUGUUUUAUUGUUUUUUAAUUAUGUUACACUGCCUAUCAACGAUUUGAAUUGUCCUCCUUGCUUGUAUUGUGUCUCAAGAGAGGUUUCACAGCACCGAGGUAUUCGUAUCCAAACAUUUCAAAAUCACUGCGGUAUAGCUCUCCAAGUCGCUUAAUAUACUCGGUAGGAACCUGGGAAUAGUACUCAAGAACUUCAUCUGUGUUGGUCGAUUCGUGAAUUGGCGGGAAAGUCACGCGGUCGUCAAUUCCCGCCGUUUUUAACAAGAGGGGAGCGUCCUCAGCCAUGGUCUCCAAGUGUCCAAUGAAAGUGUAGUUGACAAGACACGGAUGGCAGAGUUUUUCAUAUUCCCGCCAAUGCUGAUUUCGUGGAAUAUCUUCGGAAAAGUAUUUAAUAAAUUCUGCAAAGCUAACGAAAUUUUCAUUUUUGUUCAAAUCUUGCGGUCGAUAUUUGUUUAUGAUGUAUUGCCGAUCUAAUCUACUCAAUUUCGCGUCUCCUCCUAUAAACUUGUCCUUGUACGCCGACAGCAAACGUUUUAGAGGCUCGCGAACAAAAAGAAACUUGAAAUAUGUCUUAAUGCGUAUUGCUCUUUCUUCUUCGUUGUAUUGGUACAAGCGAUUCCACAAAUCCCACUCGUGGACCUAGAAAAUGCAAGAAACUCAAUAAACACGCAGUAAAUAGAUAAAUAAGUUAAUAGUAAAUAAGUUGCUAAACUUAUCUGAAAGUCCUGCCGUUUCAUACUUUGAUGAGGGUUUCUGAAAUUUGUUUGUGAAAGGGACAACCUCGCAAAUUCAGUGCCUUCCGUUUCCUGAGUUUUCUGUUGAAUGGUUGGCUCGAAAUCUUAGGAAAACCUUCCCAGAAAAUCAUUCAUUCCAGCGUAGACCUCGGUUGUGUGGUACAACCUUUCAUGGGCUGGGUGGGUAAUGAAGAGGUUGAUAUCAAUUGGGACGUUAGUUCUGAUUCAUCCCUUAUCACCGUGUUGAGUCACCGUGGCGAACUCAACAAAGAAAAAAGGAAAAUCCGAAUGGAUUGUGCCCACAAAUUGCUGGCUUCGAGCAGCCACUUGAAGGGGUCGACAUUGGCUUGAAGACAAGUAGACGAGCCAAAUAGAACCAGAAACUCAUAAGGGGUUUUCAACCACUUAUGAGUUUCUGAUAAAACCUAAUGUCGUCGAUAAGACUGAAAAAUUAACGUCCCUUUUUCACGCUUUUCUAAACGGCUUUGGUCAUCUUACCGACUUCUCGUUUUUCACCUUGAUCCCACGCAGUUUUGCCAACACGUUCUUCCAGGUUGUCGUGCUUACUUUGGGAAUUGUACAGUAGAUGAUCUUGUGUUCAUCAUCAACCACAAUGUAGCCUAAACUAUCACGAUUCACUUUAGGUUCCUUCUCGUAUGAAUGCGUAAGACAAUAUUCCUCCACGAUCUUUCUCCUGGCCAUCUGCCUUGCUGUAGCAUCUGCAAUAAACGUGUCAAAAACGUUAUCGGCGCCUUGAAAGAUCGCGCGUACGUUGUAUUAGCUUUGGUUAAGUAUUACUGACUAGCUGCCGUCUGUCAUAAAACAUUCCGGGCUUUUACCUUAGGAUUCCAAAAAGAACCCUCUCCCCAAAAGUCGCGGGUCCUUGAAAAACUAGUUGCUCAAAAAUAAAAGCCGAAAUGUGAUGUAUUUAUUCAUUUAUUUAUCUAUUUUAGUUAGAGGAAUUUUUCCCGGUAACUAGAACGCACGGGUAACCUAUUUCAUUCAACAAAAAGCCUUUAUCAUCACAUUUUCAGGACAGCUUCAUUCAUAACCGACUGAGCCUUUGACAUAGCUAACGCUAUAGUAGCUUGUUUGCAGUUGUGCUUGAGAAUUAGUUGGUAUUGAAUCGCAUUGUGGGACUCUUUUAGGGGACGAAUUUUGACCUAGUUUGCUGCGGAACCUCGUAACAGCCAAUAGAUUGAUUAAGCAUCGCGUUUACGGCAAACGUGAGAUUUUCAAAAUGAGAAAUGAGCAGAUAAAAACAGCGUAAACCAAUUGUUAUGGAUAGAAUUGGCGUGAAUCCACCGAUUUUCGUGUAGUUAUAAUGAACAGUAAUUAUUAGGGACUUAAAGAUUCAACGACCCGACGGCAGCGAGAACAUCUUAAAAACAAUAGGUUUAAUUAGCCAAACAAGGACUUUACACGUGCUUCACGCUUUUUUACAUUUCUUUCCCUGUUUUGCACAACUACGGUGUGAAAAUGCCUAAUUUCGUGUUUUACGGAGAACGUAAACACGCAACGACGAAAUGUUAUUUCGCUUUCUGAACUUGAAUAUGGCCUCUUGGAUUCAAAUGUAGGAGGGUCCGCGUACAAUUGAGAAAGUAAGUAAGUAGGAAUUAUCGCGAUAAAGACUGAAAGAACGCGAAUUCACUUUUAAAGCGACGUUCUCGUUGCUGUCUCGUCGCUGGAUUUUAAAGUCCGUAAUGAAAGAAGCGAUCGCGUCCCCAAACCGCCCCCACAGUGCAAUUCGAUACAACACCGACACAGUUCCACUCGCAGCAAGGUCAUUAGCCUCUGUUUCAAGGCGAAGCUAAGUGCGAAGAUAUUGAUAUGAAAAUUAUUAUAAUUCUCAUGCAAAAAACUCGUUUUAAUAGGGAAAGUUUCGCAGUUAGCCUCGGCGUUUUGAAAGUGAGAGUUUGUUUGUUUGUUUGUUUGUUUCAACUUGGUUACGUUGUUGUUGUUUUUGUUGUUGUUUUUUAUAAGGGUAACUAAUCGUAGGCUGUGUGCAAAUUCAUAAGGAAAUCCUAUGCCUGGAUUUUCUUAAGCCUAAUAAAUUUAAAAUUUUAGUCUUGUUUUCAAUCACCCAUGUUCCCAUGGCAACUAGAAAAUGUUACCAGAAAAGAAUCAAAGCGAUUGACCCGAGGUCGACCUUCGUUUCGCGAACUAUAUUGAAAAAUACUUGGGUUUUUCGAGAGUUUAUAUUCUUUACUUGUUAGAGAUAAACUAGUGAUUUUUUUAUAAGUCUUUUGUGUGUGUGUGUGUGUGUGGCAAUCAACAUGUUUACCUAACAUGGAAUGAAAAUGACUAUUCAUGUUUUCCAAUUAUAUAAUUAUUUUUUUCAUGUGUCAUGAGGAAAUUUUAACACGUUUAAUUAAUCCAAUAUAGUCACAUUAGUAGAUUGAAAUUAUUUAAAUGUCCAGUACUUUCACAUAUUCUUUCAAUUUAUUAUCUCUCUCUUUCUCUCUUUUUUUUUUCAUUCCUCGAUUUUCAGUUCUAAAAGCUGGCAUUAAUACCCGCAUCGCAUUAAAACCCUUAUACUCAAUUUUGUACUGUCGAGUUAACAACAUAGUGUUUCAGAUAGAUUCGACUUACAUGGACUGGUACCACGUAAAACCUCGCUAACCUUCUUUCACCUCCUUUCCGUCUCUUUAGGCCGUUCUAAUUCUUCUUUUUAACCAAUUCGAACUCAAAUCGUUUCGUCUUUUUGUUAACAGAAACGAAGGACGAAACACUUACCUAAGUUGAUUCUUAUUACUUCAGUCGACACUAUCGCGGUCCAAGCUCCAUAAACAAGGAGCAAAGCGAGAGUUGAAAGAACAAAAGCAUACAAAAUAAGUUUGACGUUUCGCCUAACUAACGCUUCAAUUGCCAUUCGUAGUCGCUUUAGUUCCUGCCCUGCUUGUUAUCGGACGAUUUUCUUCUUCAAGUAUUCUUCUUCCUUUCGCGUGGAAGUGUACGGUAUGCUACUCCCCUUCACCAGCUAAAUCAUUGUCUUUUAAGUGAUUAUCUCUUUAAUUGCAUGCAUGCUUAACUUGAAGUAAGGUUUCCAUGUUAAUGUGUAAUGGAGUGCGUUUCAAGUCAACUUUUCAAGCGGUUUUUCUUGGAGAAUUUUUGGCAGGCUGCCGUUUCUUUAAGAUUUCUGUUGCUCAACCUGUCUGUCCUUGACCUGCUACUCGCCGAUGGCCUCCAUGGAAAACCCAGGAAUUAUUGCAAAGUAUUUAUACGUUCAAUCAAAUUCAAUCGGACUGAAUUAAUGCUUUUAAAGCACUUGUCAAAGAUAUUUUUUUACUUUUCGAUCUCAAGUCAUGCAGAAAUUGGUACCAGCGAAAGUAACAAUUACCAGCUCGUCAAAAGGGAUAAACUCAGCAUUGUUCUUGUUUUGUACCUACUACUCUGCAUUUUAUGUAUAUAUUUUUGACACCAGUUUCGGUGUUAUAUUUAUAGUUACAACGAUAGAAUGCUUUACAGACCUACGUGACCCCGACAACGCUGUUAGCAGUCGGAAUUAUACAUUGUAAUUUCAUGGUUUUUUUAACCUACCAUGGCCCCGAGGAAUCCCGAAUUUUAUGAAUAUUUCUUCAUUUUGGGUAUUUCAACCAGACAGGAACGCUGUUUCAAAAACUUCUGAUGUUUCUACUGUAGGUAGCACUUAGUCUUUGGGUCAAGGUAGCUCGCUUUGGCAGCUGUUUUGAUUGGUUAACAUCCUGGUUGUUUACCAUUAUUGGGAAGCUCCAGAAAAUACGAGAUAUGAUUUGAGGCCGGAUGCAAUUCAGUUUUCAACUCUUUGUAGUCUGUUCAGGUCUGAAUUUGGAUAAACAGUCAAACCCUUUAACCCUUUAAGUCCCUAAUAAUAUCCAUACAUUGUCAAGAGAUAAGGAUGUGAUAUAAAAUGAUCACCAAACAGAAAAUGCCUUGAUCUUUUAUUAAAUUCUCUCAACUAAUUCUUGAAGGAAAUGUAUGGAGAUCAGUUUGGAGAAUUUGUACAUAUGUAUAGGUUAAAUUAAGGGCGUAAAACUUAAAGGAUUAAAACAACAUACAACAGACGGGACCAUAAGAAGGUGUCCGUAAAACUUUCAACAGGGUUUCACUGUAAAAAUGUUCAGGAGGCACAUUUGUUUGCUCCUCUGAUAAUUGUUACCCCUUUAAUUUACAUAGUAAUUGAGGGCGGGUAACUAAGACCGUUUGUCCGCCCCCGCGGGUAACUAAGACCGUUUGUCCGCGCUGGAAUUUCCACUGUUGUUCCACUGCUCCACUCAUUGUGCCACUGUUGACCGCCGUCAGCGUAAAAUCUCCAUAGACGACUGGAGAGAGUUAGAAAAGAAACAAACCGAAACGAACGAUGUUGUUUUUACUCUUUUCCAGAUGCCACGAACACUCUCAACAAAAUGGCUGUCUUUCUUUGCACGCACUUUAUCGAUCAAAGAAUAAUAAACCCAGGUAAGUAUUUUGGCUUGUUGACAAUGUUUGCUUCGACUUAUAUUUCGGCAGGUGUAUUUUGCAGAACAUCAUGGCUUGCGGUGGUUAGCUCCAAAUCUAGGCUCCUCUCACCACCGUACACUUCUAUCCAAGCCAUUAAUUUUCUUUUUUCCUUCUUCUUCUCCUUUAUUAGUGUAUUCCUACCAUACUAUAUACAAUGUAAAUAUUUUAUGAAAGUGUGAAUAAAAACUGAAUUGAAUUGAAUUUAAACAGCAGUAAAGUAAGGGUGAGCAUUUAUCAGGACCACUCGAUACAGCUCCUUGUAAAACAGGCAAUUGUAUUAUUUCUUACUUACAGAUUUACGGGAUGUUAUUAUACAAGCUUUGGCUGCGUUUGUUUGUUACCCAGACAGCCUUGCGGCAGUGGAGAGUAUGCCCGAAGCACUGUAAGUUAUAAACUCGUUCCCAAUGUCCUCUCUCUCCGGCGAUGACGGAGCUAAUGCCAGAUAGAGAGAGACCUGGAACGAGUACUAAAAAGUUUGCGACAUGUUAAAGUUUCGGUAUUUGUAAUGGUAACAGGACUGCUAAUGCCGGUCUGAUAGAGAGAGUGAUUAACAAAAUCGGACGACCGCGUGGAACGAGUACUAAAAAUAACUUUUAACAAAAUUUUGUUAUAAUAAGCUAUUUUUUAAAUCAAAGCACAAGAAAUUCGAAAUUUUGUUUUGCUAGCAGUGUUUCGGUGAUGGCGCGGUCCAAAUGCGUACUGUCCUUUUGUUCAGUUGAAAAAAGUUGAUAGCGAUUUUGUCAUAGUUAUGAUUAAACGGGAAAUAGUUUUUAAAAAAAUGAUAUGAAGUGAAGUACCGGUUAUCUGCUUCCUAGUUAUUUUCAAUUUGAGGCAUUUAAUUUUAGGUUGGAAAAAUCUAUUCGUUCACUAAUGGCAGCUUACGACAAACGAUCCUGGGUUCAAACCACUUGGAUUCUGGUGCGAAUCUGGAAGGUAAGUGUCUUUUAAAAAUAAAAACAGUAAUUUAAAAACAAAAAGCAAAACAAAAUUGAAUAAACAAAAAUGAUUUAGGGACACCUUUCCUUCUCCAAGGCAGGCAAGGACAAAUUAUAUAUAAAAAAAAGCAUAGCAAAUUUCAUUCUAUUAAGGGCGGGGAAAAAAACAAACAAAACAAAUAAAUCUUCUGCUUAAACGUUUUGUUUUAAGUACUGCCACUGUAUGAAAUUUAGACUUUCUCAAAGCCCGUUUCUGGUUCGCAUUCGACUUAUGGCAAGUCUUUCAGAAAUUUCAUAUACGGCCUUGAACUACACUCGGCGUGCUGUGUCCGCACUUCUAGAGUAAUGGUUCAAAAGUCUGCCUUCAGUGCAUAUUUAAGCCUUGAAUUUGAACGCGAUGUCGGAUUGGAAUGCGUGGCAUAAGAUUCUUGUUCAGAGAAUCCCGACCAAACGAAAGGGGCCUAGCGAUGAUGAUGAUGAUUAGGAGGAUGAGGAUGACGACGAAGACCACGACGACGACGAAGGCUUC